Molecule: messenger RNA, 47181 nt
Organism: Xyrichtys novacula (pearly razorfish)
Lineage: Eukaryota; Metazoa; Chordata; Actinopteri; Labriformes; Labridae
Source: the annotation of a GenBank genome assembly
GGAGAAACUUUUUCUGUUGGUGCUGAGAGUAAAAAUAUCUCAUAAUUUUUUAUGGUUAAAAUGAGAAUAAAAACCAAUUAACAGCUCACUUAGUCAAUGAUUAAAAGCUCUGGAGCCUAUUAUGGUUCUGAAAUUUCAUAUUUGUCCACAUUAAUUUCCAUCUUCUGUAAUUACUCUCACAUAUCCAUGACUUUCUUGUGUGUCAGCUGACUCGUAUGUUCACACUCUGUCACGUACUCUUGGAUCUUAAACUCAGACUGAAACCAGAUCCUCUGGCUCCAAUCACUGUCAGAACUUUAAGUGCUAAAAAUUCUAAAUGUCCUGAAGUACUUUAAACACUUCUGCGUCAAACGUUUCCCAAAGUACUUCAAACUAUAAUCAGCUGAAGAAGUAUUUAAGUACCUCAGUGUCGCUCUAAGUAUUUUAAACAUAAAUACAUCAUCUGGAGAUUAAUUCAAAUACCAAACGUCGGCCAAACACUCAAAGCUCUACUUAUUCCUAUAAUUUAUCUGGUACUUUGUUCGUUUGUUUAAAAUCAAACCAUCUAAUCAGCGUCUGUUGAUUUCAGAUUUCCUGUAAUAAGAUCUUUUUCAUGAUUUCUUACAGUUUAAUGUUUUUAUCCUGAUCCUCUGUCUCUGUAGCACCCUGUUCUUCUGUCUAUGAGUCACAACCUCUUAAAUCUGAACACCAAUCUGUGAUAAAAUAGUAUUGUGUGUGUGUGUGUGUGUGUGCGUCUCAGUGCUGACAGGGUGUGUCCAGGUUUUGCCCGCACCUCCAGCAGCAGUAAUGUUGAGGAUGCCACGUUUUCCCGUCCUUUGAGGUGUGAAACGGUUUGCAGAAGAUCAGCUAAAGGAAUAAGAAGAAAAAGAGAGACAAGAGGAUUUAAUAUUACUCCAAUAAUCAAUAAUCACAUUACAAGAAUGCUCCAUCUAAACCUAACCACGGUCUAUCGUGUCGUUGUCUCACCUCGUCACAGCCCGAGCACCGAGGCCACACCGUCUGACAGUAGUGCCGUCCACAGAGCAGCUUCUCAUUGGACCAGAAGUAGACCAGGUCCACCAAUCCCUGGCCACACUCUGAACACUUGAAGCAGGUGGGAUGCCAAAGGGCGCUGUGGUAACCGGCACGCUCGGCAUAAACAGCUGGACUUUCCUUGGCAACCUCGCCAUGGCAACCAGUACAACUCUACAGAGCACAGAGGAAGAGAGGGCAGAUCAUGGGAGAGUGAGAAGUUUAUGUACCAAAGAAAUGGGCCUUAACUUUGUGUUUAAGAGCCCAAAGUUUUAACUGAGUGGGUCAGAAACUUUACAGAGAGGCACACAAUCUGCAGAGAGGAGGACACUGCAGACAUACAGGGGCUCAAUGUUGUUGUUAGAGCACAAGAACAUCCCAAAAGCAUAUAUUUAACCUGCUACAUAACUGAUAUAUAAGUACAUGUUUGUCAGACGCCUCAUGUACUUACGAAGUCAGUCUUGGCGCUGCCGGCAGUCCCAUUAGUGGGACCAGCAGCAGGGACAGUGCUGUCAUUGGUCGAGUUGUGCUCCAGAGAAUCCUUCCUGUCGCUGUUGCUGCGGUCUUUAGCCUCCUUCGCCGUCCUCUGAAUGGCUGCAUCCCUCAGAGCUCCGCCCUCGCCAGGUAAGGCCACCUCUCCGACUCCAAGCACCUCCUGUUUGUAGUGCUUCACAAACAGCAGCAUGGAGGAGAUCUGGGAGGUAAAAUCACAAACAUUUAGGAAAAAGAAAAUGCAUUUAGCUCGUGUCAGAGUUCAGCCCAAGUCUACAUACCUCCUCCUCACUGGCCAGGCUCUGACACUUCAUGGGGUCCUGGUCGUAGAUGGGGAGCUGACUCAAGAGGUGCCUACGUCGCUCCUUUGCUCCAUCCGUCCCUGAGACUGGACGUUGUUUCUCGGGGAUGAGCUCCAUGUACUGCAUCGCCUGGAGGAGGACCGGAGGCCUUUUACUUUUAUUUUCACAGAAACUUCUCAGAGGAGGUUGUUGUUUAUUGAGUGAUGCAUUAUGGGAGUUUUCAGAUAGCACCUGAGCAGGUUACGCUAGGUCCCACGGCACUUAUAUUAUCUUAAGUGGUUGAUGUUGUACCAAUCUUUGUAAAAUGUGAAUUAAAAAAAUGAGCCGCCUGAUAGGAGUCGAUGAAAUUUGCCCCUCUAAAGUAAAGUGAUGAUCAACUUUGGUUGCCUGUGACCUCAUGUACAGACCAUAAGAACUUAAGGCCUUUACUGAAUCUGAAAUCUCAAAUCUAGUAAAGAGCUCAGAGAUUCAGCCGCUCCAACUUUAUGAUCUAAAAACACAAAUCUCAGAGCUGAGGUAUUCAUGUAUGUGCAGUGACUUUUAUAACCUGUUGGCAUUUAUACUACCAUCCCUGAGACGAAUAACUCUACAGUUCUGAAUGAAAGAUAUAUGCAGAUAUAAAAACAUCCCAAAUAGUUUAUAAUACUUUUACUGUUAUCUCUGUUACUGUUACUUAUCAUCUGGAUUCACUUAAUGUUCUCGUCUUUCCACAGACAUCCCUCACAGCCUGUUAAACACGCUCCCUGAGGUAUAAAAGUCAGGGGACAUAUUAUUCAGUUUGCUAACAAGAGACAUGCAUGACAGCAUCCAGAGUCUGUGCCCUUCUUGACAUCAUCACAUGUCCAGGUGUUCCAGUGACACCUCUGUAUGAAAUCACUGCAGUGAAAUAGUGACUAACAGUCUGGAGCUGCAGUAUCAGAGUCUUCACCAUGUUCAUGUCACAGCUGAAUUUUGCACAGCCCAGAGUCUGAUCUCUCUCUGUCUCUACAAGUUCAACCACAGUAACGUCCCCCUCCUCUCUCCUGCUGAGCUGCAGCUCAAUAAUCACUGUCAUCUUCAUAAUUACAGGCUCUGAAACCUGAAACAUACUCCAGUCUGUUUUUAAUGGAAACCAGACGGUCGAGACUGACACAGAAGGAGAGCGCUGCAGAAAUGGAACCAACACAAGCCCAUCUUUGGGAUGAGAACCUAAUCAAGUUUAAGUAAAUGUCUAUUUUUUCAUGUAAACAAAAGCAGUCGAGAUCAUCGGCUACAAGACUGACCGUUUUUAUGUCGUUUAAUGUCUGAUAUGGAUGUUUGCAGGAUUUCUGCACAUCACUAUCAAUAAAUGAACCGUUGGACUGUCCAACACCAGCAAGGUGAGAUGUUUAUGUUUGAAGAUUAUGUUUAAGUAUCCAGAGGACAAGAUAAGUUAAAACUGUUUUGUCCACAGGAGCUGCCAAAAUCAACACAAACUGAAAGUUCCUGACAGGAGCUUUAAUGGACAUUACAUGUAACAUAUCUGCUCUUUCUCUUUAAGUUGCUAGUUAGACUGUAAAUAAACUGUAAACAGGAAACAAAAUCACUUUUAGAAUAAUAACUCCUGACUGAAGCCCUGAAUAAAUCAGCCCUGACCCUUGAGCCCUGACCUCCACAGGCUUCAUCCACAGACUAUGAGGUUGAUUUUGGGCGACACAAGAAGCUUCUCUCUGAUCUAAAGUGAAAUUGUUCCUCCAGUGAUCACAAACUUGAAUUAUUGAUCAUGAUUUGGUUUUUGGGUGUAGUGAGUUUUAACACCACGUAUAUGACAGCUUUCACGUUUUCAGUGGUGCUCCAUCAUGCAGAGUCAUCUUGAUCCACCUCUUGUUAUAAAAAAAGAGGUUUUUUUUUAUCAAGGCCACAUGAGAGCAGCUUCCUACAAAACCAACCUCCUGAACUUCACACUGAUCCUCACCAGUGUCUGGUUGAGGCCGGCCGGCGCCCAGUCGUACGUCGUGGUGUUGAAGGUCGGGUCUUUACGUGACACCACCGGAUUGGUCACGAUCAUGCGGUUCCUCUUAUACAUGCGAAGGCCGCCUCCCCCUUUGAUCUUCGCAGUCAGAUGGGCGCACGGUGAGUCUGCAAGCAGGCGGCCCAUUCGCUGGUCAUCUUCAACAUCAUUCCCCCCCGAAGCGUGGUCAACCGUGCUGCAGCCGCAGGCCAUACAGGCUUUUCUGCAAGAAGGACGAGAGGACAGAGACCGUGAUUCACUGCAGAAACUCAAAUCUGGAGAGUAGCCAUUUUCAUCGACAAGAAGCUUUAACACACGAGCUGAGACCUCCUGACAAGGCUCGAGGAGUUUUGAGUGGCACCAGGGUGGCCAUUGUGAUUAUAUGGGCUGGCCACCCUUGACCGCUGAUCUGGACACGCCCCUGUUGAACUCGAUGCUAAAUUUUUAGCUUGAUUUUUUUAAUCUCAGAGCAGGAAAAAAAACAAUAAUCUUACUGUGUUUUUUACAAACAGGAAAGAGAACAGAGGAGAAACCACAAGGUCUGUAUCGCCAUCUAUCUUUUUCUCGUUUUAUCAUCCUUACAGUUUUUCUUUCAGUUUUUGGUUUUGUUGGCACAGAAACGGCAGAAACAACAGAAAAACACAGACAGGCUGUACCUCCAAGAAUGUGGCUGAAGUCCAGAACACCUUUGCUUACAGACUAGACACGCAGCUGAUCCUCCUGCAGUCUGCUUCACUGACAUCUGAGAGGAGACAGAAGAAAAAGCACAAAAAUUAAACAUGAUCAAACCGUUUAUUCAUGUCUUAUUAAUACAGAGAGAGAGAAAAUCAGGGGUCACAACAACUUGACAAAAGCCUGAGAAACACAAAAACAUGCCCAAACACUGUUUUAAUAACGUACAUUUCCUGUGAUAUUGUAUUUGUGAAUCCCACGCCUUUGUUUCAUGACAAAAAACUUUUUAAAACACAUGUAUGAGUCAUACUGUUGCACUAUCUACCAUGUUUUUUCAUUUCCAAGGAAACGUACACUUUAUAGUUUAUGUAAACUCAGUCACACACUCUCCAUCCUGCUGCUGGGACCGCAUAAAGCACCAAAUGUGUAUUAUUAAGGCUGAAAAUAGUCCAGAGCAAAUGCACUAUUUUCUUCUAUUUGACUGAUGUUUCUUUAAAAACUAUGGAGACCAGCUGUUUGAGGACAAGGGUGAUGCUUUUGGUCAAUACACUUGAUGAACUUGACAAAGACAUUGAGCACAUCCAUAAGCUAAAGACUGAUUUUUCUGUGUCUGUCUAAAAAGACCAACUUUUCUAAAGUUCAGUCAUAAACUUUGGCCUCAGAACCUGAUUUCAACUCAAACAAGUUCAGUUUAGUUUAAAUAUCUGUCCCACAGCCUGAAGUGACGCAGACUCCUCUGACAUGUGAGGAAGUGUUGGAUGAGAAUAAGAAGAUGUUGUUUUAAAUUUUCUCAGUCAGUGUGGGAGGAAGAGAUGGAAAAACACGCACACACACACAAACACACAUAUGUUGGCUGUAGAUGAUCUCAUCGAUCCACCCAGUGACAUCAUGAUCGCAGCACUAACAAACAGCCUUAUCUGUCCAGCUCUCCAUAAUUCAUCCUCUGCCUCUCCAGCUCUGUUUUCUCAUCUCACUCCUCUUCUCAUUUUCUCUUCCUGUCCUCACUUUGCCUCAUAACUUCGACAUUUUUCCCCAGAAAAAGACACAAACAUGACCACAACCCUCUUUGCAUUAUCAUUACAGUCUUUGAACUCCUCAGAAAUCGUCAUUUUUUUGUUGUUAUCAAACCAGCAAAAUAAAAGCAGCACAAAUGAGGCAAUUCUGUUAAAAACCGAUACUGAACUGGUUUGAUUCUGUUUUGGCACAAACUAAUCUUGAGCUAAGUUUAUUCGCCGGCUAAUCAUCAUUCAGAAUCAACUGACAGUUUCUAAAGCCUUUGGCAGGAAACCCGACCACUGUUCUGCAAAACCGACCCGCUGACAGACCGUCCACCUGUCCAUGUGUCACCUGGUAUUAACAUGCCCCAGAGACCGACAUGCACGUAAGAUAAAAAAAGAUGCAGGAGCUCUUCAACAAUAAAGAGCUGCAGAGAAAAACCCAUUAAUCCACAGACCUUUUUUGUGCAUGAGGGCAUCCUUAUAUUGGAACAAGAGAGAAGAUUACGAAAUAUCAUAACUGAUGCAUGUGUAAACUGGCAGGUAGGGUUACAUAUAUAGAGUUCUUAGUUUUGGUGCAAAGAGAAUUAAAAUGGACUAACACUAGCCAUAAAAAUACAAUUACACUAAAAUUGAAUUAUAUGUAAGUUAAAAGCCUUUUCACAGCCUUACUGGAGCGGUCAAGAAACUCUGAAUAGAAAAAGAUGCAACUAGGAACAAUCGAAGAAUAUAAAAGCAGACACAAAAAAAAAAGUGUAUGCAACAUUUGCAAAGAAGAGUGGCACAAAUGUGCAGGAAGGUGCUGAAGAUCAAAGUGCAAAAUGUAGAAGCACAAGUAAAAACAGAGUGCAACAUAGCAGACCAAAUCCAGUGUGGGUUAAAGCUCCUAUAAAGAAUUUUUGAUGCUUAAGAAACAGCCUUUGCUACUUUACACGUGGGUUUUCAUACAUUUCACUGUCAACGGACAGCUGGAGCAGAUUUUUGUCAAUUUACAUCACUUUAACAUAGACAAGACUAAAUACACAACAAUAAAAAGAUUAUCAUGUUGUCCAAAGGGGGCGCCAGAUUUAACAUAAACAGAAACUUCCUCACAGGAGCUUUAAAGUGACUUACUGAUCUGAUGGGCUGGAAUGGUGAGGAAUGUGACGUUUUUAUUACAGCAGAGGUUUGUCAUUAUGUUGACUUAUCUUUGUUAACUUAAGAAGAGAAAAAUUACAUGUUCUGACUGCAAAACAGCAAAUUGUCUAAUUUUUAACGUUCAAUUAUCUAUUUACAUGACAAAUAAAAAAAGAAGGAAAAACAAAUUCAUAUUCUGUAUAUUUGUAAUUUACUUGUUAUUUCUAUUCCUAUAAGCACUGCUCCAAAUUUUACCAGCCUCUUGGCAGCUGCAGACACACCCCUGACUGAACAAAGACAUAAAACACCAGCGCUGGUGACACAAUAAUGAACACACACUCUGACUCUCUGUCCGUGUAUUCCUGAGGGGUGUAAUGAAGUCUUGUCCUCCUCCAGCUGCUCUUGUUCAGCCGUCAUCGCUGUGACCUUUUCAACACGAGCUCAUCAACAGUCUCUGACGGUCACACACCUACACACACUCCAUCUAUCUGUUCACACCCCUAAACACACUCAUCUGUCAUCUGUAGUAGAUAAUUAUUGCUUCUCUCUCUCUUCUGAUAAUCCCUGAUACUGUCUGUCGCUCGCUCUGCCUUUGUGAUAGUUAAUCCUGUUUGUUUAGCAAGAAACACAAGCAAUGAAAACAACAGACUGUACAGGAUAAAGUCCUCCUGAGUGCAGGUGUAGAGAUAAUUUAGGUGAAAGUUUCAGUGACUCAAAGUCUGUAGUGACUGUAACGGUGAAAGGAGGAGCACAUGAGUCACAGAAAAUCCAGACAUGACAGAAAAGUUUGUGUAAUUAAGAAACAAACCCAUUACUCAGCCUGAAACCAGCCAUGACAAAGCUGACAUGAUGCAAGUAAUGACUGAGUGUUUGGGGCGUUUUUGCCUUUUAUGGAUUACAAGCAAAAACAUGGCAAACAAGAGGGAAUGACCGCAGAUAGAGGCACGCAAUUUUAAGAUUAAAACCUCUUUUGUUUUUGUUUGACGGCAGAAGUCUGAUUAACAUUUUUGUUUGAAAUCAGUGAAUAUGAAAACUAUCUUUGCUUGUAUUCUAAAGUCACCAAUAUCCUUUUUUUAAUCAUGUGUAAGCUGAUCUAAGUCUUCUUACUCUAUAACGAAAGCUUUUUAGUCCAGUAUUUAUAAAGUCCUCUCUCUGUCGUUAUUCCCACACAGCCUCAAGCUGAUCUGAUGGAGUAAUCUUAACUGCCAACCCUGAAAACUAUUACUAGCUGCCCCAAAUAAGAGCUAUUGCCAAAUGAUGAAUGUGAGCCAAAUGUGAAAUGCAUUUCUUCAGAAAGGGUGAAAGCGUGGCAGCACUAUAUUUAGUGCCCCGAUAAGGCGAGUAUGUUGUAGUUGGAUCAGACUUCGCUGAGCCUCGCUGAGUAAUUCUAAACACGCCGGCUAUGUGAAGGGGAAACUGCAGGAAACGCAGUGAGAUAAGGAGCUGCAGGUCAAACAGGCGAAGAGUCAGUCUGAUGGAGUUUAAUGUCCUGUGCUCAAAACUUUGUCACAUGGCAUCCUGGAUAUUUCCUGUUUUUCUUGAGGUACAAGAAAAAUCAGACAAUGAACCUGCAUUUAGCCCGGUGUAAAUAAAAGAGAUACAGGUAAAAAAAAAAUAGAAAAUCUCGCAUAACGCUGAGUCUUUAUGUCUGCAAAACACCUAUUCCCUUUAUAUACUAUAUGCACAUCAAGAGAAAUAAGGUAUUCAGGAUGUUAACAUGAUGGAUUUUGGACUGCCUCUAGUGGACACUUGAAGAACUGCACAUUUAUGCACCUUACACUGGCUUAUUUUAGCUUUUCGAAUCAAGAUGCAAUAGUUACCCUGACAAGUUUUUAGCUGUCGGCAAACAUUUUUACUCAUAAAAUUUAAUUAAAGAUAUGAUGAGGAGUUUUUUAAUGAUAAUAGAAUAGAGGGAAAAUUACGCUGAUGCCUUCUCAUAUCAAUAAGUAAAAAAAUGAAAAGCCAGGGACAAGAUUGACAGUUUCAGUACAGUCAUUUUUGAUAUCUGACUCUGGGACGAUACAGUAGGUGUCAGCCCUGCAGCUGCAGAAUUAGCCUUGUUUAUUCCAUAGACUGUAUAUACUAUGGACCACUUGGUUUUGCCUUCUGCCAGUAUACGGAUUUGAAGCUGAAAAGCUCUCGGUAUAUCCGCAAUUUUUCUCCAUUUCCUGAAUCAACAUCGCACAGUAGCGUUGUACGCAUUUGGCAGGAGAGUCGCCAAGAGCUGCUGUGAUGAUGCUCGUCUCAAACAGCGUAUCCCCCGGGUGAGCUAUGCAAUCUUUGUACGCCCAUAGGCUGUAUCAAGUGUCAGUCAUAGAAAACAUGAACCCCCUAAUAACUUUUAAAAAAGGAGUUGUACAGAAAAAAAGAGGACUUGAACACAAACCAGUCUUACAGUAACUACAUGUCAACAUCACAAGCAGGGGAAGAAAAAUGUAUGUUCUUUUUUUUAUGUUUUAUGUUUUUUUUUUCUUAAUUUAAUGUAACUUUGCUGCUGCCCUCUUGGCCAGGUCUCCCUUGAAAAAGAGAUCUUAGAUCUCAAUGGGACUUACCUGGUUAAAUCAAGGCUAAAUAAUUUUUUUAGUCAACAGACACUACUUGGGCAUGCAAAUAUCAUGAUAAACAAAGACUGCUUUGUCCACAGGGGGCGCCAAAGUUCACAGAAACCACAAGUUCUUCACGGGAGCUUUAAGUCCUAAUUUUUAGCUUCUAACAUCAUAAAAUUCGGUAAACACCUGAGCUUGUCAGGAGAAUGAGAAUUUUAUUGAUUGUAAUGUGACAUUAUGAUCAGGAAAUAACUGCAUUUACCCCUUCAGAGGAUGGCUCAUUUCCCGUUUCAGCAUUUUGUUUUUGCAGAUUGAUUGCUUUCCUCAUUUGUUUUAUAACAUAAAUAAAAUCUCUUUUGCUGUUUGGACUUCAGGGAAAAUAAAAUAUGAAGUUGAUGACGCUCUGAGACACUGAUACAGAGAAUUUUCAGAGUUUUUAAUGCAUUUACAUGGAAAUGAAAUUAACAGAUUGUCUAUAAUGAGUGUGAAAAAUCAGAGGUUUACAUCUGUGUUUACAGAGAUACAUAAUCACCCUGUAAUACUAAAGCCCAUUGUGUGUGUGUGUGUGUGUGUGUGUGUGUGUGUGUAUGAGGGUUAUUUCCAGCCCGUGAUGACAGUAUUUCCAGCCUUGGAGUAUAAAGGGAGACGUGGGGAUCAAACCCUCAACAGGUGACACUGAUCCAUCAGGUUAUCUAUCACAGCCUGAUGCCACCUCUGAUUGGAUGAAUCACAGGAAGGGAUCUAUGGGAGACAAACUGUUCUCUGCUGCUAUAAUAGACCCAGCGGGGAGACCAGGUCCUCGUGGUCCAGGAUUACCUUCACUGACUGAUUUGUGUCAUCCCAGCAUCGUAUUAAAGGACAGUUUGGCAUCUAUCGGCUGAGGUUUUUCCUGAGCACACAAACUUCUACAAAUCUAUUUCAAGUUUGAAGAUUAUUUUGCCCUCCAACCACCUGGUUUCUUAGAUCUUAAAUAUAAUUUUUCUUCUCAAUUUGAAUCAAUUCGAACUCAGUUUCCUUCCCCUGUUUGGUUGAACAUCAUCCUCAAGACGUGAAAACAAAAGAUUUUCCCCCAACAUUUAAAAACUUUCAUCUGCGUCCAGAUGAAAGACUGUUCAUUCAGCAGAUAUAAUCCAAUUGUUCCUGCGGAGCUCUUUCAGGGUCAAGAGGAUUAUUAUGAAGUCAUGUAAUCACUUUAAGCCUGUCUCCGUCUGAGGAUCUUUUGGAGUUUUGUCAGGAGAACUUUUUGUUUUGCCUAGAAAGCUGUUCAGACUGAGUGAAUCUAAUGUCAGCAAAUCUCAGCACAUCAAAACAAACCUAUCUGAGAAUGACUGAUAAUAAAAACAUCCAACAAAGACCGUAUGAUUCAGUUUCAUCCGCAUCAUCACGUCCUGCAGGUGCAUGCAUCAUUUCCUCUGAAUCCUCUCUGUUUGGUCAUAAUAUAUGGAUUUCAAACAGCAGAGACUCGAAUAUCAAACAUCCUCUGCAGACAGGCAGGAAGAGAAAGUCAAUUUCCUCAAACCUUAUCCUGAUAAAUCUGCAGCUUUAUUGUUUCUAGUUUUGGUCUGUCCAGAUUUGAGGAAUUCACAGUGAUUGGGUCUGUCGAAGGAUUACUAUCAGAGUGGUUAUUCUGUAACACUGUGUUUGUACAGUUGCUACUCAUUUAGUGAGUACUGCAGUAAACCUGUGCUCUUCCUCACUCUCACUUGCACCUGCAUGCUUCAUUUGUUGUUGGCAGCUCAAACUCAAAGCUCUUUGUCGAUGUUUCACCCAAAGUACGUCUCACUUUUGACUUGUCAACUAAACCAUCUGUGCUUUUUGAAAAUGAAAUGUGCAGUUCAAGUGCUCAGCAGUGCCGUUACUUUUCACCACAGUGGCUGUAGGAAGCAAGAAGAGUCUGCAGCAGCAAAACUACAGUGUGCCACAAGGGACAAAAUAGCACAAGAUAAAAACGUGUUAAUUUUGGAGUUUAAUUGCGUACCAAAGAUUGACUUUACAAUAGGAAUAGUUUAGAAAAAAGCCACAACAUGUGCAUAUUUUUCCUUUGUGGAUAGAUUAAAAAAAGUUUGUUGUCUCAAAAGGCAAAUAUGCGAAAGAUUUCAAACACACACACACACGAGGUUUAGGAGAUGGCAGAGCAUAUGAGGGCCAAUCAGUAUGAACUAAUUGAACUCACACACCAUGGGACGUGCAGUCGAACCUUAGCUCUUCAGUUUGAGGGACGACAGACUCCACCUCAAAGAUCCAGCUGCUCUUCAGACUGGAGUAUUAAUACAAACAUGUACUAUAGUGUACUUUUAAAUAUGACUUUAUGGAUUUAGGGUUUUUGUAUUGAUGUCUGAUUUAUGUUAAAUGGCUUCAUCAGUUUAUUAUGAUAACAGUACAGAUAAUACAAAUGAAAUUAGCCCCUAUAGAAUAAAAUUAGCAAUUUAAAUGGAUGAAUUGAAACAUUUAAGGUCGAUUGAAAACAGCAGUAAUGAGGUUUUAAAUCACAGAUAUCUUCCUCUAACUAAAUGAACCCUGUUUUAAAAUAUUUAAACUCUCUAAAGGAUUGAAACAGGUCAGUGCUCGGCUCACUGACACCUUUUGAAAACUCAUUCAGGAUCAUUAGUCCAGGACUAAGCGUCCCUGAUCUCCAUCAUUAGACAUCAGGUUGGCUGACUCUCUGACCCUUGACCUUUCCCUUGACUUUGUUCAUCUAUAAAUCUAAAGAUGAAAUAUUUAAAACCCUUCUGUCCUACCUUCUCCAUGGCUGAGCUCACAUCCAUGUUGUCGUCUCUCUGUCUCUCUGUCUGUCCGUCCGUUUGUCUCCUCUGUUUGUCAGCUCUCUCUCUUUCCCCAGCUCUCCCAGAACAAUGAGACUUUAAAUUCCUCUCCUGUCGACCACACUUCCUCUCUCCCCGCCCACAGUCGCUCCUGCCACCGCUCUGCUCUGCCGGCUCUCCACAGCCCACUGCACUCUCACCGUCUAGACUUUCAUCUCAUUCCUGCUGGAAAACAUCACCCCAUUUCAUAACUUUUAACUCUUACGUUUCAAACUCAGUUUGCUCUUUAUCCUUUCAUAAAAUCAGAGCUCACCUUCCUCUUCUUCAGCUUUCAAAUCCUCCUUUUCUGGGCUUUUUUCUCCUCCAGUUUUCCCCUGUUUUUCCCAGCAGCUUGCUCUCCCUCUCCACCCACUGCAACUUGAACUCUGCAGGUUUCUUCACCUCCUGAUUUUGCUCCAACACGCCCCUGAAGGGGGACUGAUAAGUCUGUCAAACUGGCUCAGAGAAAAACAGAAACCCCUCCCUGACCUCUGUUUCUCUCACUCAGAGUUCACCCUGCUUUGCUAAAUACUGCAGGUACUUUCAAUGAUACUGCAGACUCUCCAAUCUGGGGGAUUUGCUGUCUUAAAAACAACAGCCAAACUGCUUGUGAUGAUUUGUGCUUGCUGCUGCUGCAGAACAGCAGAUCAGGCUGUAAAUUCACACCCCAGAUUCCUGACAGGACUUUAUCUAGAGCAGCAGGGCCUGACUGGACUGUUUGUGUUUUUAAUCUGAGACAAAGACUCAGAGGACCCUGAGGAAAUCCCUGUACACACUCCGCCAACCAAUCAGAGCGAGACUGAAAAACUCUUCAACCAAUCAAAGCUUCAGGGAUUCCUCCUCCUCCUUUAAAUCCGCAACUCUUCAGAAAAAUGUAGACCACAGUACCAGGCAGGGCCAAAGCGGGCCAAUCAAAGCUAGACAGGACUAAAUGGUGUUAACCACAGGCAUAAAGUGAUCCGGGCAGAGCUGUGCAGAGCUGAGGGGAGCCAAGUGAAAUUAAGAGACAAGGCCAAAUACAUUUAAACACAAACAAACUGAACUAAACAGAGCCAGAUGGAGCCAAAUACUGGGUCCAGGCAGAGCAUAUAAUCUCCACAGAGCUGGACUAACAGGGUGCACACACUCAGGUCUGAAAAGGAAAUCCAUUAGAGCCAGAGGGGUUAAAAGAAAAGUCCAGAUAUGUUUAAAAAAAGCCAAACAGAGCCAAGCUAGGCCCCAGAAUGUUGAGGAAUAAAGCCAGUGUAAAAGCAAAAAAAAACUGUAUUCCCUUGAGUGACCACUUGAGGCCAAUCUUGGUCCCCACGCCAAAAUUAGCGAAUAGUUAGGGCCCGAGCGUAGCUGCCAAGCAGCUGCGAGAGCCCUCUUGUUCCUGUAUGGGUUCUUCUUCAUUAUUUUUCCUCCGCUUUAAACUGGAAAAUGGCCCACUCUCCACUGGCGAAAACUCAGGAAAUUUGGCAGGACGACCGGGCCUGGUGAAAAAUUUGAUAUUCUGAAGUCGCCCAAACAAUAAAAUGAAAAAUGGCUCCAUAGCGCCCCCUAAGGUGAAAACUCACCUGACGCCUGUACGCUUUGUCUAAAUGACCCAAAAUUUGACACACACGUGUAUCUCAAUAAGAUCUACAAAAAAGUCAGCACGGGCGUAUCUGUCAAAUGUACCGUUAAAGGGCUAUUUCGGUGGCUCAGGGGAUAAGAACACUGACUGUGACUCCUGAGGUCAUAGGUUCGAGUCCUACCUUGCCCACUUCUUGGUGAAUUUUGAAGGUCUAGAGUCUACAAAGUACAGUGAUAUAUGAAAAAAAACAUGAUUGUCUCCUGUGUCCACACGGGUCAGUGGGUUCAAGCCUUAUUGGGGACGCCCUCUGAUGGUCUGUAUGACCAUCGGCUGAGCAGAGGACUACCCCCUCUGCUCAGCCACCGGUGUCAGUUGCAUACCCCCUGCGCCACCGGGUACCAUCCACAUUUGGGCAUGAUGUUCGUGCCCUUUUAUCUUGGAACUUUGGCUGCUGGACUUUAAAACACACCCUGUACAAGAUUUGAACCCACAACCUUAAGAGUGCCAGGCAGUCUCCUUAUCCUCUGAGCCAUGUGGACACAGAGGAGUUGUCUGUUUUUUUCCUAUUUCACUGUCGUUUGAAGACACAAGGCAUUAAAAUUCACCUCAACUUGGGUUAGGUGAGACUUGAACCCAUAACCUUAAGAGUGCCAGGCAGUCUCCUUAUCCUCUGAGCCAUGUGGACACAGAGGAGCAACUUGCCAUUUGGAUAUAUCCUUGCUGUGUUUGUGCCCUCACUCAUGGUCCAGAGUUUUUUCAAAUAGGACAUGUAGUUUUUCUGCAGCGAGCGUUUUCGUAGAAACUGCGCCUUCCAUUCAUUAUAAUGGGAAAUGACCAAAGACAGGUGCGCACACCAUCUUUGGACCUUGACUGUGACGUCACAGUUUGAGAUACAAAUGUUAUUUGACCUCUGACCUUUGGUGGAGACCCUAACCUUUCAACCCGCGAAAACAGCGUUUCAAUAGCUCUUACGGUUUUCCUACAAAUACACUUUGUUCAGCUGCUCCUACUGUCCUUUAAGCUCUGCUUCACAGAUCAUCAAAGAGUGUGCACGUGUGUAAUGAGCGCAUAUUGAAUGUUAAUUAUGUUAAAUAUGUUAAUUAUUAGAAGAAAAAACAACAACAGUCCUUUUGGACAAAAUUUCUUUUUAUUACAGAAUUAGAAUAAUGGAAGCAUAGCCCAAUGAAACCAUUCAAGUGAUGUCAUACCUCAUAAUUUAUUAAGAUGUUGGCUAGUCUGGGCAUUUCUUCAUUCAUAAGGUUUCCUGCAUGCAUACUAACAGAGCACAUCAGUAGCAGUGAAUGAUAAGUAUGAGUGUGUCAUUGUGUAAGAAAAGAAAGUGGUUUACUUACACAUCCAUAGAAAAUAGGUGGUUGAGCACAGCACGCAAACAAAGCUUUGCCACGACGGUGGAACUUCCCAAGUAGCCGAUACCAAGGUCACACAAUCAUGGUGAGCAAAGGUCAAACCAGGCCAGGCACUCACAAGGCUGGCUGUGACAAGUGUAAGUGAAAGCAACACGCAAUGGCAGGAAGAACAGCAAACGCCGAUGAAGGAAAAGGGUCUUUGUAGUGAUGGGCGUUACCAGAGAGGGCAAUGGCCAGAGGAUGCGAAUGGGACGGGGAGGCGAUCGCGUGGGGGGGGGGGGCGCGACAUGGCUCGGGCCCGCCAGUGUCCCAACGGGGCCCUAGUUUGUUUUUUUUCUUCCUAAAUAAGCCGAAAACUGAGAUGAGUCAGCACCUUAACAAUUUCCUCCAUAUCAUUGCUGCUGUGAUAUCGUGUGUCUCUGCUGUGCCCUCCGUCACAACCAGAACACCCUUAUUUAUAGGGUAGCACAUCCAGUCCUUUUUUGUGUCAUUUUAGCAUCUGUUAAAGUUUAUGUUUAUGAGUUUAUGUCUGUUACAGACAGAGGGAAAUACUCAGUGACAGUAGAGGAACAACUGUUUGUUUUAUCAUGAGGAAAAAUCACAGCAGGCUCUGCAGUCCAGGUAAAUUUAAGAAUUUAAGUGAUUUAAAAUAGGUAAGAGGUAGGUCUGAUUAUAAACUGUAGGAUUCACGAGGAGUGACCAUGUGUGCCACAGUUUUAUUAGAUGGUUGGACCUUAAUUUCCCAGCAGCAGGAGCAGGAAGGAACUCUGGAGCUUGAUGAAAUAAAGUUUAGUGUGCAUAAGCUCAUAAAAAUAACCUUUCUCCCCAGUUUACCAAAUAAUUCCUCAAUAAACUUUAUGGUCUCUAUCAUAAACUUGUUGAAGUUCUUUCAGGCACAAACAGAGCAAAGGGGUGGGGGGUGACAUUCACAGAUUUAUGCAGUGAAGAAAGACCUACAGCCCCCCAGCUGAAUAAUCUGGACCUGGUCCCCUGGUCUCAGGAGCCCUCGCACUGAAAAACAGUGAUUUACUCUCACCUGGAGGUCCCAUCCCUCAGUUAUAUAACUCUAACCACUGGGUUGGUCAUGAUCUAAAUGGUUGGAGUUGUUUGUCUGUCAAUUAUUCAACAGAAGUUGUAAUCAAAUCAAAUUUAUCACGUGGUGUUGCUGUAUUUUGUGCUCUGUCUUCAGUAUUAAACAUCAGAUAGCUGCUGAAUGAGCCUCCGGACUUCACCCAACAGUCGGGACAUUUUGAGAUUUUGAGUGACUCCGUGGAUUCAACGAAUUUUUCUCUUCGUAUCUGAUUUGCUGUUGUUUGAUUUUUGCUUACACAGAGACUGAAAAUGUUCUCUCAGUCAGAAAAGGACUUAUGCUGUAUUAUUUGUCACAGCGUCUUCAAUGACCCUGUCGUCCUUCUGUGCAGUCACAGCUUCUGUAAAGGCUGUCUGCAGAGCUGGUGGAAGGAGAAACAGAUACAACAGUGUCCUCUGUGUGCUGAGGUGACUUUGCUGCGUGAUCCGCCUCGUAACUUGGCUCUGAAGAAUCUGUGCGAGUCUUUCUUACUAGAGAGGAAACACAGAUCUUCAGGAGAGUCUGAGGCUCUCUGCAGGCUUCACUUUGAGAAACUCAAACUCUUCUGUCUGGACCACCAGGAGCCGGUGUGUGUCGUCUGCAGAGAUUCAAACACACACAACGACCACAAGUUCAGACCUAUCGAUGAAGCUGCAGAAGAUCACAGAGAGGAGCUGCGAAGGUUCCUAGGGACGGUUCAGAACAAACUGAAGAUCCUUGAGCAGGUAAAAGAAAACUGGGACCAAACAGCAGCUCACAUUAAAGUACAGCAUGUAAACACAGAGAGGCUGAUCAGGGAGAAGUUUAAGAAGUUUCAUCAGUUUCUAGAUGUGGAAGAGGAGGCCAGGAUCUCUGCUGUAAGCGAGGAAGAGCAGCAGAAGAGCCGGGUGAUGAAGGAGAAGAUUGAGGCUCUGGGUGAAGAGAUAGCAGCUCUAUCAGACACAAUCAGAGCCACAGAGGGGAAGCUGGGAGCUGAAGAUGUCUCAUUCCUGCAGAACUACAAAACUGCACUAAAAAGAGUCCAAGAGUGCCCCCUGCUGGAGGACCCAGAGCAGGUCUCAGGAGCCCUGAUAGAUGAAGCCAAACACCUGGGUAACCUGAGCUUCUACAUCUGGAGAAGGAUGAAGAAGCUGGCCUCCUUCACUCCUGUGAUCCUGGAUCCAAACUCUGCUCACCCAGACCUCAUCCUCUCUGAAGAUCUGACCAGGGUGAGAUUUGGAGAAGGACAGAAGCUUCCAGAUAAUCUGGAGAGGUUUGACUCCUCCCGCUGUGUCAUGAGCUCUGAGGGCAUCGAUUGUGGGUCUCACAGCUGGGAAGCUGAGGUGAUGGAUGAUAAACUUUGGGGGAUCGGUGUGGUGCAGGAGUCUGUUCAAAAGAAGGGAAAAAUACAGAGUGGCUGCUGGGCGUUGUGUUAUUCUGAGGGAAAGUACCGUAAACACUCUCCACCGCUCCCAGACAAAGUCCUCUCAGUGAAGACAAAGCCAAGGAGGAUCAGAGUUCACCUGGACUACGACAGAGGAAAACUGUCCUUCUUGGACCCUGAUACAAACACAGUCAUUCACGCCUCCAAACACACUUUUACAGAGAAACUUUAUCCUUAUGUCGGCACGCUGAAUGAACUCCCUCUCAAGUUUUCACCUGCCACAGUCUGUGUAGAAGUGGAGCAGCCCAGCGGAGCUUCAUCUUCAGGCCUCUGGUCGAGUCUCUACUUGCCAUAACUAACUUAAGACACAAACCAGCUGACUCUAACUUCUGAUUCAAUGUUCAUGUUAUUGAUCAGACUGAUUUAGUUAGGCAGCUACAACAAUAGUGCCUGUGAUACGAGGCUGCAGUAUUUUUGUAACCUUCCUUCCAGUUGAAUGAAAUCAAACUUGAUGUUUUCUUCACAGUAAAGUCUGAACUGUAUUUGUUAGUUUCCUUCUCAGAGACAGGUGUAUAAGAUCCUCUUUCCCUGAAACUGACUAGUUUUCCUCUCACUCAUCUAGUCCUGUAUCUCAGCAGCAUUAUUGCAUUUUAAGGUUGCUUUCUGUUUUCUUUAAUUUGGUUGAUGUCUCUUCCUAUCUGACUCUUUUGUGUUUUAACAUCCCUCUCUGCUGUAGACCGGUCCACACAUUCAAAACUGAGAGUAACAUAAAAAAAAUAUCUCAAUAUUGUCUCAAUGUUUUUUUCCCCAGUGUCAACAGGAAGAGGUGAAAUUAUAAACUACAGAAUGUGCCAGAUUUUAAAUAAGAGGUUGAUCUGAUUUGACGAGAUUUAUAAUCAGGUUGUGCUCUGUUUUGACCAAUCAGAAUUGUUGUGUCUGCAGCCGCGUCCCCGCUCUCUGGGGAACUACAUGUGUUGCCCGUUUAACAUGUUUGGUAGUGUCUGUGAGUGGAUGUGAGCCUACAGGAGCCAGCUGCUGAUUGGAUAAUGGGCCGGAUCUGCAGGACCAAUCGUGGAGGAGCGGUAUGUUGCCGAUUGGAGCUCUAGGUGGUGGACACUUGGGCUCAUUCAUUAAAUCCUUUGUUGGGAAAAUCUGUGUGACAUUUGCUGUGGAGGUGAUUAUUGUAUAUUUUUUUUAUGUAUUGUAAAGGAAAGGGAGCUGCUCGUUCGUUUGAACUGCUGUGUUGAGUUAAUUUAAGUGACUUUUUUUCUUCACUCUAGUUUAGAGUCGCCUCUUCUUGCGUUUGUUUUGUUUCUUUGAGCAGUUCUCCACAUCACUCUGUUUUUCGCCUCAAACUUAUGUUGAACAGCACGUUAUUAUUUCUUUUGGCAAUUAAAUCACAAUUUCUACAUCAGGAAACUGUUUUUUUUGUUGUGUCCUUUCCUUUCCCGAGCUGGGUUGUAACAAGAAUCAAGUGUUGAGUGACGAGUUAGUAAAGCCGGGUGAUAAAACACGGUAAGAAAAGAGACAAGAGGUGAAUGUGGUCAGUAGAUUAUAUUAUUCUCUUAAAAAAAGUCUUCAUUACAAGAUUUCACUUCAUCCAGUUGAAACAUGUUCAGAGAUCUAAACACUGUUUAUCACUUACUGCAUAAUAACAAGGAGCCACUCAACCGUUCACCUGCUGCACGUGUUCACCUGCUCAGUAACUAGUCAGAUCUACAGGGAGCAUCUGCAGAGAUGAGAACACUGUGACUGACUUCAGAGUAGAGGAUUUCACAUUUUCUCCCACUUUGUCUUUGUUCAUUACGUCCUCUGUCUGUUUAUCUGGUUUAUGUGUGAACCCGAAAAAGAAACAGAUUUUUGUGAGACUGACUGGCUGUUAUUGGGUCUAACGUUCACGAUCAUGAUGCAGGUUUGCAGAACUUAAAUCUUUGUCACGUCUAUCCUCAAGAGGAGUUGUCAGAUUGCCGCUGAUAGAAGCUGCGAUAUCACCACAGAAGGGGCUCCACCUGCUUUUGCUCUCCAUACAGACUGUUUUUCCUGCUUAUACAUGAUUGGUCAACAUGAACUCGAUAGGGAGAGUCAUUUGGGGCAGCUCCUGUUAGAGAAAGAUCUAAAUCAGCUCAUCAUUACAGCACCGGCAACUCUAGAUACAAGAACAGAGUUGAGGUAGAGAGACAAUGUUGUCAAACAAAUCGUUAUCUGCACUGAUACGCAGGUUUCUGAUGAUAGCUGCAUUUUGGCUGAUACUUUUCUUUCACACUGGAUGGAAUACUAUCGAGCAAAAAAACAGAGUCUGCUUUAAAGCUGAGGUGAAAAUGCCUCGAAAACAUUAAACGUUACUAUAAAAAUCUGUUCCAGAGUUUGUUUUUCUCUGCAGAUAUCAGUCAGGGGUUGCUGAUCGGCUGUAAUCAUGCUUUUAACUCCAGAUCCAGGUCUGUGUAUAGACAUGAGAUUUUUACUUCAUCACUCUCUGAACAGAUAACCGGAGGACCAUAAGGAGGAGUUUGCUGAGAGUUUGAACGGACCUGCAUCCCUAACCUUUAACCUCACUCCUGUUGAACACUGAAAUAACCCUCUGAACCUUUAAGAAAACAGACAUCUACAGAAUGAGCUAAUCCAUCCCUUUCAUUUGAGUAGUAUGAGGAGAACAGCCAAGAGUCCCAGAUUUUGUCCCACCGUCCGUCUCUAAUUUCUGUAAACUGAAAACACAAACCUGUAAAGUAAAGUCCGCUACACUUUGUUCACUUUUUGCAGGCAGGUUUGGCCUUGAAGCGCACAGUUUUCACGACAAAAUAAAAAACAAAAAGUCCAUCAUGGCAGAAAAACACUUCCUCUGUAACUGAUUAAACUAACUUGCGUUUCUAAUAAAAAACUACAUUCAUCAGAUGGGUAUAAACAUAACGUGAGUGUUCCUCUGAGCAUCACUUUGCUUCAUUAUUAGCCAGAGUGAAUUUACAUGUAGGAUGGUGUGUGUUCGUCUCGUUCUGCUGCCCCCCAGAGGCCAAAAAAUGCAUCUUUGAACGAAGCUGUGACUGUAACCAACACCUGUCUUUGAUCAACAUGCCCGUCCAGAGUCCCUCAUGAUGAUUCAUCUCUAAAAACAUCAGUCAGGAUUUAUUUUGAUGCUCUGUUAUUGAGAUGGGAAAGCACAGUGAGUCGAACAGUAUGUCCUCCAUCUUAAUACACCUCAUGUUAGUCCCUCCACCUUCUGAACCAGCUCAGGUAUACUAGCCCCCUCCCUCACCUGGUUUUAAUUAAAGCAAAAUUCAUGCAUGACAUUUUCUGUCUGCCGUUAGCGUUGGAUGUUUCUCUUAUCGGAGUAAGAUGCAGCUGUGCAGGGCGAAAAAACGAGUCCAAAUUAAGAAAAAUGGGAAAAUAAAUGUCUCCUCUUCCUUUUCUCCCUACGCCACCCUUUUGUUUGUCCCUCUUACUCUCUCUCUGGCACAGCUUGGGUGUUCAGUCAAGUUCGUAUAAAAAAAGGCGCUGGGUUUUUGUUUUUCCUCCGCUCUGCGCUACAUGAUGAUUCGUGGCUCUGGGACCGACUCGUUGAUAGAUUUAUGAGGCAGGACGUUGGCGCCGUUCAGGUAAAGCUCGUCAUUCACGAUCACAUCCUCUCCCAAAACCGUCACGUUCUCCAUACGAACCUGGAGACAGAUAAAGCAGGAGGCGAGCCGUUAUCACACCUGAGCACAGCUGGGACCAGUAUCCAUGGAAACAGUGAGUGACGGGACAAACAAUAACCCUGGGAGUAAAACGACGGUUUUGUGCGAUGUGGAAGAAUGUGUCCGUCACCUACCCACUGUCCCACAGAGGAGCUCCACCCGACAAUGCAACUCUCCAGCCAAGAGUGCGAUCUCACCCGCGCUCCCUUCAGCACUGUGCAGCGUUUUAUCCUCACCCCGUCCUCCACCACCACGCCUGCCCCGAUGGUGACAUUCGGACCGAUGGUGCAGUUCUCUCCGAUCUGUGCUGUCGGGUCCUGAAGGGGCCGACGAGGGCAGAGAGUUUUGAAACGGUACGGUUCUUUACAUCGUAUGUUGUCAGCAGAGAGCUGAACUCACCACUAGAACGUUGCCAAGGAAACCAGGCCCUGUGCGUAGUCUCUCGGGAGCGUGUUGUCGUACAGACUGAAGGUACAUACACAUUCCUGUCAGGAAGUCUUUAGGCUGACCGAUGUCCAUCCAGAACCCUGCAGACAGACAGGCAGACAGACAGACAGACAGACAGACAGACAGACACACACAUUGACAGACAAACAGACAGAUAGCAUGCAGAGAAUCACAUCGUAAAUAAAUAAAAACACAGACCUCCACUAAGAGUUCAAAAAGUUAUUACUGCCUUAAAAAGAGACUGGAGAAGCGGUCAAAUGUGUUUUAGUCAUUACAGCUGUGACGAUCAGUUUCCUCUACUGUCCCAGUCUUAUUACUCGGCCUAAAUAUUUAUACUUUAAGUUCAUUAGACGGACUGACGCACAUUUACUUAUAAAAGAUGCCCCCACAUGACAGCACAGAGGGAAAAAAAACAACUGAGUUCAACAAAAGCUGCAGGAAAAAAAACUCUACUGCUGAUUUUUAAAGAAUGAAAGGAAACACAAAGUUUAUCUUCGGUCUGAGAAAGGCUGUCAAAAGGUGACUCACUUACUGGCAGGAGGAGGAUUGUAAACGAGUGAAACCACAGCCUGAGGAUUUAUGAGUUAUUUGGAUAACAUCGGAGUUUUUACAUGUUUCUGUCAUUUAAAUUUAGAGGUUUUUAAUUUACAGUGAUUUAGAUCAGCUGUGUUAAUUGGAUGAAUUUUGUUUCAAUGAUGGUAAACUUCAGUGGAAAUGAAUGGAUUCUCAUGUCUGGAGGGAAACCUAAAAGUUGGAGACUUUUUGGAUCUCAGGAAUCAAACCGCUGACAGAUUUUCUGAGGUUUUCCAGAGUCGAGACUCUUUUGGACAGAGGUUGAUGAAACAUUAAAAUUAUGCUUCACACAGACGUCCGUCUGCAGUUUCCAACGUCAUUCUCUGGAGUUGUAGAUUUUCAGGAAAGGCCCACUGAUAAAAACCUGUUUGUGAUUUUGGUUCAUAUUGAAAUAUUCAUUUGAAAACAUUUGGCUCCAAAAUAACCAGUUUACUCAUCAUGUGAAUACGAGCCUGAAUCAGUCAUUUAUUCCUGUUCAGUGAUUUUACACAAAGAGCUGCUCAGUGUGUCACCACAGACUCUGGAGGUUUUCUAAAGGAAAAGCUUCUACUCGGCUCACUCUAGAGGGUUUCACUGCUUCAGACACAGCUGAUCACUCCCAGAGAGGAAGAGGGAUGAAGAGAAGCACCGUUUUCAGCUGGACCCUGCAGAUUUUAACUUUUUUUUUAAAUCAGUCUCGUAGUUUACUAAACUUUAAAGAAACCUUUUGUUUUCUUCGUGGUGGUGCUUCUCUGCAAACGAUUCCUCCUGAGGACUACACGAGUUCAGGUGUGAGGAAAAACCCAAACACUUACGUCUGAAAGAGCUUUGAGCUGCGUGUCCAAGACGAGCAAACAGGUCAACUUACCGCACCAUAAAACAUCAAUAUCCUCAUCAUCAUUAUGCAGUCAUGUCUUUUUCAUAAAUCACUUUUAGGAAAUGUGCUGAUUUGAUCUCAAACAAAGAUGAUCAGAUUGACACCGAUCUCACAUCUCUUUGUUCAGAUGAAGGCGUCUCCAGCAGCAGACAGACUAUAAGUGAAACUGAAAAGAGUAGCAGAGAUACUGGAGCUCUGAAGUUUGUAUUAUUUUCGUGAACGCCUCAGGGCUUCAGUCUAAAGUGUCAGAGAUUAUAUCGAGGAUCAAACGUCACAUGACUAUUAACGUUCGCAGCUUCAAAUGUCACCAGUGCUUCAGAACAAACUGAUGAUGAGGCAUUAUCUGCCGAUCUUGGGAACAUCUGGCAGAGUUCAGUCCAUAAAAAGUCGUUUAAACUCCAAAAGUUUUUUUUUUUUUUCAAAGAUGUUUUUUAUUCGUUAGUGAGCCACUGUUAAAGAAAUCCAUCCAGCUCUAGUCCACAGCUUCACUUCACCUUUUGUUACUUUUAGUUAAUACUUCAAGAAACUUCUAAUUAAAAUCAACAGAUGUUUCUUCAACACUCUGUAAACGGACUUAUUAAAAAAGAUAAAUUCAAUAAGUAUUUCAGAUAAAGAAGGGGUCUUAUUUGCUUUUGUAGCUCAUAUAAAGGCACCAGAAAUAAUUCCAGUCCAUCCCAUACCAAGAAAAAACUCCUCACAGGGUUUUAAAGAGAUAUUUCAUAAGGAAUACUGCUUUUAAGUGUCUUCGCAGCAAUGGAUGCCAGAAACAGCUGAGAGAUGGUCCAUAAGUACGGUUCAGAUUUCAGCAGAUGGAGCUGAAUCGGCCAAAUUAUUUAGCUAAACUUGAGGAGACCCUGAUCCAACCACUCACCUCAGUUCAAGUGUACACACUACUUAGAAAUGUUGCCAGAAACUCAUACCACCUUAUUUCAUAAAAACUGAAAUUUCCCUUUAAAUUCUUUUUUUUUCAGCUCUGGAGUUUCUCAGUGACCAAAACUGAAUCUGUAUCUAAACUAAAAAUCAAUCAGGAACAUUUUUAGUUGGUGUCUAAUCAUUGAGACUUAAUUCAAAAGUAAAAAAAAUAAAAACAUCUGCCUGACAGUGGAACAGCUCACUUUUUUACUGUUUUUUUUUUUUUUGUGAUUUUACGCUUUUGUUGGAGUCUCACCUCAGCUUGGGGAAGACAUCCAUUGAAGGACUAAGACUAAGAGUUGAACCUGGGACCACUGUGAUGAGGACUGCAGCCUCUGUGUAGGGGGCUCACAGUUUGACAGCUAAGCCAAACAGGGGUCAGAAGACUCACCUCUAAAUACAAAAAUCCUCUUUGUCUAAUGAGGACGUGUGUUCACAGACAGACGGUUAGGAGACCUGAGGACCGUGACACUGGCUGAAUCUGCUGCUGCUGGUGCCUUAACACUGAACAUCUAUCCAACAUCAGUGAGUGAGUCAGUUUAUUUACAGGUGAAAUAAUCAUUUAAAAUAUUAAACUGACGCAUCUUUGAAUAAAUGAAACACUUAUUGUAGAUUUUGUUGUGGCUCUUGCGUUGUUAGUAGUAAUUAUAGUUACCCUGAAGCUCCAUGGCGUACAGAUGUCCCUCCUGAGCCAUGACGGGAAAAAUCUCUUUCUCUAUGGAGGUCGGUCUCAGCUGUUCACAGAAAAAGUCAUAAAUAUACUACAUGUAAUGGCACAGCUUUAAAUACAGGUGUCUGUGUGUGUGUGUGUGUAAGAGAGAGACUGACCUGGAUCCUGCUGAGCAUGCUGGGAUUGAAGAUGUACAUGCCAGCGUUGAUCUUGUUGGACACAAAGACCUGAGGCUUCUCUACGAAACGAUGAAUCCGUCCGCUGUCCGUCUCAAACACGACCACUCCGUAUUUUGAUGGCUCCUCAACUCGUGUGACCUUCACAACCACACACACACAACAUCACACGUGGACACACGAAACACAGUUGUGUAUAAGCAAUUUGACUCUCUCUCUCUCUCUCUCCCUCUCCCUCUCCCUCUCUCUCUCUCUCUCUCUCUCUCUCUCUCUCUCUCUCUCUCUCUCCCUCUCUCUCUCUCUCUCUCUCUCUCUCUCUCUUACCACGAUGGUCCCCUCUUUGCCGUGGUUGUGGUGGAACUGCAGCAGGUCCUUGAAGGGAAAAUCACAGAUCACGUCUGAGUUGAGGACGAAGAACGGCUCGUUGUCAACAUUCAGAAGCUCUCGAGCCAAAGCCAGGGGUCCGGCUGCAGACAGAGACAAACAUUUUCAUUUCACACAUUUGUGUUUAUUAGAUCGGAAAUUCAGUCGGAGUCUGCCUGCGACAAGCUGCAGCUACACAACCAAGAACAUAAGGCCAGAGCAGACAGAAGAUACAGACCCAGUCCUGGUUUUAUAUCAUCAGUGGCACAAUACAACAAGUCUACAGUUGUCCUUUAUUUUUUGAAAGGAAAGAAUUUUCAAUAACUGAUCAGAACAGGCGUACUUCUGAUUACCUUGUUGUUUUAAGUGUAUAAAACUACCAAACUAUUGAAAAUAAGUCAAAAAAGAUAUAAACAAUUACAUCAUAAUGAAAUUAUCUCCAUGAUCACUCUGAGUUAAAAAUAAAUAAAUAAAUAACCUGAUGUCAAAUAAUCAAAUUAUGCAAAAUGUUGGAAAGAGCUCAAACAAAAACAACUUUAAAGACAAAGACGCUCACCUGUUCCCAGAGGCUCCUUUUCAUGAGACAGAGAAAUACGAAUCCCGAGCUGAGGACAAAACAGACAAACAUUCACAAAUCUGAAGAAUUAGAACUGAAAUCUUAAUUCGAUGAACUGGAAACAUCUCAAAGAGGAUAAAAUAUUCAUAAACAAUCUAUCUGGAGGAUUAAAAUGUCCAAUGACUUCACAGACCUGUUUCCUGUUCUAUGUCUAAAAAGUAUGUUUAGUUAACUGUAGAGAAAAGGUUUUUUUUAACAUCCAUAUGAGUCGUAUGUAUGCGGUACAUCACUGCUGUGAUAUUUUGUCAUACGUACUCUCUCCUCCUGGACUCUCAUCUCUCUCUCCAGCAGCUCUGACAUGUAGCUCACAGCCAGAAUAACAUGGGUCACCCCGGCCUGUGUGCACAAAAACACAAAAUAACAGUUAUCAGAAAGCAGCAGGAGAGAGGAGAACGCCCCUCGUUUGUCUGUCAAAGCAGAAACCUUCUGACUUUAGAGAUUCUUCAACAGGAGGAAAAUGAAAGUGCACCUCCUUACCUUCACCAGUGCCUCCACCUGGUGCAUCAGGAUGGGUUUGUUGCAGAACUCCACCAGCGGUUUGGGGACACUCAGGGUGAGAGGUCGCAGUCGGGUCCCGUACCCACCCACCAGGAUCAGAGCCUUCAUUUUCUCAGCUGUUAGCGAGCGUUACCGUUACCUCAUUAAUGACAAGUCAGCAACCAGCCUGAGAGGAGAGAGGAGAGUCACAGUGACCCAGGAGGACGCAGCAGCAACUUCAGGUACGAUAUGCUGGCUUCUGUGAUCUUAGAGUCUUUUGGGUGUUCACUCUGAGACUGUGAAUUAAAGCCUUUAUGAAAACGUUUGAUGAACUGUUAUAAAACCCCAAACUGGGUCUCCAGAAGCCCAAAGUUACCUACAACCUGCAUUGCAAACAUGUAUCACUUUAGAAAUAUAAGCAGGUGUGAAAAAGUUUCUUUUUCUUCAUCAUGAUUUAAUUCAAAAAGGUAUUUUCUUAUUUAUUGUAAUAUUUAUGACACAGAAGUAAAAAAAUAGACUGAACAGAAUCUAAGAACAAAAAAAUACAAUCAUUAUAACACAUGUUUAUAGACAGGAUGACUUGAUUUUAAUUUAAACAUAAAAAUGACUAAUAUUGUAAAAUCUUCAUCAUCUGUAAAAUGCAAAAAAAAAAAAAAUUAAAAAUAAAAAAUUAAUGAAAGAUUGAUUUAUCAACAUAUUGACAUGUCGUAUCAGCUUUGGCGCUCACAAGGCUGAAACCACUGUAACCUUCUCACCUAUUAAAAAUGCAUUUUUCUAAUCUCUCAUUAACAGGAUAUAAUAAUCUAAAACUGUUACUUGUUUGUGUUUUAAUUCAAACUCAUUACUAUUGUGCAGGAAAACGUCUCAGAUUGCUGGACAGAAACCCAAAAGCCCCUCCUAGUAGGACGGGGCGAUUAUAUGAUCGGGGUUAAUGAUCGGGAUAAAUUUCAGUCCGAUCACGGUGAUCAGCUGUGAGCUUUUUUACUCGAUCAAACUUGGCGAAACUGUGCAUCACAACAGCCAAUCAGAGUCGAGCUUUUCCUGCUCACUUCUGUAAGUUGCUGGACAAGUAAACAGAGUAACCGAACGUGGAGCUGAGGGCAGUAAAAUAGAUGUCAGCCAUGACUUUGAGUCAUCCUCCAAAGAUGUUAUUGUUGAGAAGAAAAGUUAAUAUUUAGUAUUUAUCUAUUUAUUUUUUAGUUUUGAAUACAGAUGCUUUAAAACUGGCAGUUUAAAAGUAAUCGUGAUAAUAAUCGAGAUCGGACAAUAUGACAAAGUAUAUUGUGAUCAUUUUUUUGGCCAAAUCGCCCAGUCCUACCUCCCAGUGAUAUUUCACUGAGCCACAUAUUAUUCUGUUCACAUUCAUUACAUCAUAUUUAUUGAGGUUAAACAUACAAAUGAAAAGGUGUGAUAUCAGUAUUAUCUAUCGGCCAUCAGCCAACCCGCUCACUCAUCAUCGACCCUUGAAUAUCUGUAAUCAGUCGACCACUACAAAAAACAACCUCAAUGUAUUAUUGGUGUUAUACUAUAUCAGCCAUCAGCUGACCUGCUCUCUAAUAAUCGCCAUCAGUUAUUGAAAACAGGAUCUGUCUUUUGCUGGACUUCACAGGUACCCUCUUGUCCGAGUCUCUGUGGGGGUCCAGAUCCUGAUCUACAGGCUGCUGAACUGGUCUAACCUGAACAUUGCUGUGAUACCACAGGCAGGUGUUUCUGAGAGGAGACCCAAGGUUUGAAUGGAUUUGAUAUAUUUUUACAUCUUCUUCUUAAUUAUGAGUCCAUCACUGUCAUUACUUAUAAAACAGGUGAUCUCGUGACACUUAUAAAGCAUUCAUCACCCUCUCAUGAUCACUGUCUGAGGUUCUUAUUCAUGGUCUCAUCUCAGGCCCCAUGAGUUCAUUCAUUCUUUAUGAAGGUCUGGCUGUGCUGUUGUGUGAGGAAGCUUGUAUUUUUUGGUUUUUGAUAUAAUUUAAAUACUAACAAGAGAAAACAGACAAGAGCAGAUACUUUAAGAGGAGCUACCAAAGUGGUCAGAGUAAAACAACAUUGCUUAGUUUACUCCACCGUGAAAUGCCCACAGUUUAUGAAUGAAUGAGGCUAAACUACAGGCUAAGAGUUCGGAUAGUAAAACAGAACAAACUGUGCUCAUGUUUGAACUCUGGCACAAUAAACUAACACUGACUGUAGCUAACUCAUUUUAGCAAAGCUAGCUCUAUAACUCCUCUAUUUAUCUACAGAUAUUAAACACGAGCUAACGGCUAGCUGCUCCUACUGUCAGACUGUGUACAAGUACUUUAAAAUAAAUUAAACUUACAGAGCAGUUUCAGCAAAAGCCUCCCGGGGAUUUCUAAAUCACUGAAACUCUGGGAAUGACACGUAAGAUCGUUCAAAUCCCGAUUCCUUGUUUGGUUUCCUGUCCAGCCGGUCAGUGUCAGGUCAAACAAUGUGGUCUCAACAACAUCCGGAUAAGGAUUUCACAAUAAGAGCACACCCCAGUUUGAAGCGCUUGAAAGUUUCCUUUUUAGUGUUUCAGUGAACUUCAAAAAAACAUUCCCCACUGAGCACUUUUUGGUCUAAAAGAGGUCUAAUAGACGCCUGAAUGUAGCCUAGACGACUGUUCUAAAAUCGGGCAACCACAGGUCUGAAAAUGAAAAAACUUUAGACGCCUAAAUUUGGACCAAGUUUGGACCAAGUCUAAAUCUGGGCUAUAUCCUCGGUGUUUUGAACUAACGGAAAGUCAAUUACACCAUAUAUUAUCAAAUAAUGAUGAUUACUGGCAUUUGAAGCAAUUAACGUACAAUUGAAAUAAAUGAAAUGUUUUCCUCUGAAGCAAAUUUCACUCCGUUCAUUGAAAAAAACCCGCCCCUCAGAAUCGAAGAGAUAAUUAUCGAAGAAUUAUGAGAUAUUUUUACAUUAUAUUUUUUACAUAUUUUUUUUGCCCCGGUUACCUGGAUUUACCAUAUCUUGUUUGUUGAAAAAAAGAGAAAACAUCUAGCUAACCACAGAAUUAUUUAAUGAGUCUGAGAUUUAGUUAAUUCAAAAAACAGGGUCGAUUAGUUGGUUAAUUUACACAAAAAUUAUGCUCUGAGAAGAUAAGCUUGUCAAUUCGGAGGAACAGAGCUGGGCGCUUUUAUUUUGAAGAUAAAAUCAUCACGUUUCCGGUAUACCCUGACAACACUGACAGACUUUAUUGUCCACCCUUUACUUGUGUCAGUGACUCAGGGGUGUUAAAUUCUCUACUUUUAAUUGGAAAUGUACUAAAUGAAUCCAACAGGAGAACCUGUGAAAAUUUACUGUCCUAUAUCAAACUUGAUUGUUAACAGACGCUCGUAUUCGCCACACCUGAUCUAUAUUUUCCCCGGUAUUUAUUUAUACUUUUUAUCGCGCCCCUAUCAUGUGACACAUCGGUAUGUUCCAAACACUCCAGCCCCGCCCCCUCAGCACUCUGGACCAAUAAAAGAAAAACAGCGUGGCGACAGGAGGUGGUCGAUCCUGAAUUCAUUCACUGGAUUUAUAUAAUUCAGAGAUUUAGACAAAGACUUAUGACAACGAAGUCAUUUGAGACAUUGCAUAUGAUCCCGGGAUAUCUGUUUAAGAGUUAUAUAAAACUUCAAUGCAACUUCUUGCUUUCUGUAAAGAAUCAGAUUUAAUUUGGACAAUUUUGAUAAAAAUUCACGGGUUUUCACACCAUUAUAAAUUAAGACCCUUUCGAAUAUUUCUGCACCUUUACCAGCUUUGAUAAAACCACACUCACACUUCCACCACUGCAGAAUCCCACACCUUUAUCAACAUUUCAGAGCACCUGAACUUUUAUUUUGGCAAAGAAGCAAAAUCAAAAUUAAAUAUUUCAUAAAUAGCUUUUAAUAUUCAAUCUAUAGUUAAAUGAUUUUGUUAGAAAGCCAAUAAUCAUCUCGACUGUUAGAAACUGGUAAAAUCCCUCCUGUUGGAACUGGAAGCACAGACUGGCUCAAACUGAAAACACUUAGCGCACAGACAUUCAUGCACAAAUUGUAUGGAGUGUGUUCUCACUGAGUUCUCAUUAAAAAAAAUAAAUUAAUAAACAAGUGAUAUGUCAUUCAUUUCUUUUCCCAGAUACACCACAAGCACUGAAUGUCAGUGAUAAAAGCUGUUCUGUAACAACGCAGCACGAUCACAUUCACAACAGUUCAUUCAAAAUUUCAUGAAAGACGACUCUGUUGUCGGGUAAUGGAUUUAAAGAUCUCCAGGUUUCUGUGCUCAGACUCAACUCAGUCAUAGAGAAACCCAAAAGCAAAGAGUGUUGGCUGCUGCCACUGAAGGUCAAGUUCGAUUGUCUUGUCGUCUAGAUAAUUGGAGGUCAGAGUUCAGAGGGAUUCCAGCGCAGGUCACAGACCAGGGCGAUGUGGUCGGAGGGAUGAGCUACACUGGGCAGAGCCUCAUAGGUGGUGACCUCCUGGUGGCUGGGCAGAGGAAUCACCUGCUCCACCUGCACAAACACACACACACGCACAGAGGACAUCAAUCCAUUCUUGCAUGAGCUCACCUCGGCUUUACUCUGAAAUGCUAAGAGGCGAGGUGGAAAUAUUCCAGGGAGGAAAACUGUUUGUUUGUGUUUGUAUGUGGAGGAACCUUGUGUAGGUCUGAAAAGGGCUUAAGUGGUGGUUCUGCUGCACCAGCUCCUCCUUUUGGACAUUUUCUCCUACAUGUGUAACAUCCAGUGUCUAUAAGGUGGGUAUCAGUAUCAGAAUUCGUACCUUCAUGCUGUCCUGCUGGAUGAAGAUAUAAUCCAAGCAGCCAUGAAACCCUCCAACGUAGUUUGUGUAAGCGGGUUGUCCACAGGCGCUCUGCAGCGGAGGGAAGGCAGAAAGCAGCUCCAUCCUGCAGGAGUCCUCCAGCCCCGAGCUGUCCCAGUCUGCAUGCUGCUGAGGGACCACGGCCUCACUGAGCAGCUGGAACACACCUGAAGUACAACAAAGAGGAUACACAACGACACCAUACGACUCAGUGACAGGAGAAAAGGCUGAAGUUAGUGUGAACAGCAGAGUGACUGCCCGUAAAGUAAGCCAAUCUGUUACCUGAGGUUGGGACAGAGUUGAAAUCACCACAGAAGAUAAGAGGGGCUCCAGGUGCAACCUCACUGAUCACAUGACCCAGGUGUUUCAGAGCCACGCCCAUCUGGACCAAGCGGACAUUCCCUCCUUUAGACAAAUUCAAGUCAGUUCCUUUAAGCUCUUAUCAGUCUGCUCUUACUGAUUUAGGUCUGUUCAUACAUCGUUUUACCUUUUGGGUGCCAGUACAGGUGUGUAUUAGCCACACAAACCUUCCUCCCUGGUUUGUUCAGGUCUUCAAGCACACUGACCUGCAAAGAAAUGAGUCACAGCUUGUGCUCACCAAAACUGAAGUGCCACAAAACAGGGAAUUUCUUGUUUUCAUGCAGCUGUUUUAUGACAAGAAGUGUCUCAAACGACCGAUUUGAGGAUCACAAUUAAAAAACAAAAACUCUCUGCUUCUCAUACCUGCAGCGUCGUGGAUCUCUGCAGUAUCUUCUCCUUCAGAGUGCUGUUAGUGGAGAGUCUUUCCAACAGCUCAGAGUGGAUGGGGUCAGACGUCAAUGCUUCACUUAGCAUGAUGUCAUGUUGGCUCAGCAGCUUAAAUUUGGACCUGAAAGAAAACAUGAUGUAAUCUUUAGUGUCCUGGAUUAAAUCCUGGAUUUAAAAAGUUUAUCAUCAUAUUAACUGAGCGCUGUUGUUACAAACUAUAAACUGCUGUGAAUGAGCUGCUUUGACUCAAACAGCUUUAAAACGAACAUCCUUUGACUUUUUGGUGUGUAGGACUGAUCAGGUCUGUAACCUUGUGAACGUAGAGACAUGUCAGGGCUCAUUGUGGUAUUUCUCAUGAGGCCCAAAAACCCCAGUGGUACCCUGACCCAGAGCAGCAGAAUAACACCAAACUGAAGCUGCAUGCACACUCACAAAAACACACACAUCAUGAGGACACUGUAUCGUAGUUCUGAACGCCGGCAGACCUGACCUGCGGUAGAAAGUGGCCAGUCCUUCAUGCUGCUUCUCUUUCACCUUAAACACACCAUCCAGACCGAAGGCGUCCAGAGUCGGAGUCAGACUGUCUAUGAACACACCUGAAGAGUCCAGAGAAUAUCAAGAGGGUCAGGCAGCAGCAGGUUAAGGUCUUAACUUAAAGGUAAAUAUUAUCUUGUAAACAUAGAUCCCUUCCAGGUUUUUUUAAUUUGCUAUUAAUAUUCAAAGCAAUGAAGGUGCGUGUCAUAAAAGUGUAAGAAGUUUAGUUUCUUCAGUGUUAUCCUUAAACAUACUGGAAAAAACACUAAAAACUUCAGAUUUUUUAUGAGUGGAUUUUGGUGGAAUCAUCGUCUCAAAUUUUCAGAUGAUGAUUCAAGACAGAAAGAGUAGAUACUGUUCAAAAUUAUAAGGUUAUAAUUUCUGCACUGAUCACCUUUGUCGACCUCCUGCAGACACAUGAUGUCAGCGUUGUAUCCAGCCAGCUCCUUCUUGAUCAGGUUCAGCCUGUAGUCCAGCUGCAGGGCGUAGGGAGCACAGUAAGGGUAGAGUACCGUCUUAGAUAACUCAGUCUGGGCGUAGACAUCAGCGAGGAUGUUGUAUGACAUCACCCGCACGGACGGCCACUCUGCCUCUUUGAUUGUGUACAUGUGUCUGUUGUCGAAUGUGCACACGCCUGGCCCCGCCUCCACAGCUCCCCCGGAGAUCAGCUCCUUCACCAGGCCGCUGCGACCCCCGCCUUUAGGGGUACACCGCAGUUUGAGCCUGCGGCCAAUGUCCUGAGUUGAGGGGACGUGAACUCGACCGCACCCAACCUCCGUCCAACCGCCAUCCUGAGCAGAUGCUUCUGCAGCAGAUUCAGGACUGAAGCAAGAACAAGAAGAGACAGAUUAAUGCUUCAUCUUCAUUAUUCAUUCACCAAGUAUCAGCUCUAUUCAUCUGAUUCAAACCAGCCUCAGAAGUCUUGCUAUGUAUUGACAUGAUCCAGACAUGCCAGCAACUUCUGACAACUCGGAGCCUGAGUCUACUUAGAUGGACUUAGAUGAAGUAAAAUACUGUCCUGUUGUCUGAUUUAUCAAAACUUGACAUUAUUUUUGGAAAUUAUGAUGCUGGCUCCCUUGCUCUGAAAAGGUGAGAGACCACCACGUGUUGUCAGCGCACAGUUCUAAAACCAGCACGAGCAGCUUAUGUACUGGGAAGGCUCCAUGACUGCUGAACAAUGUCCACUGGCUGCCACCUUCUAGAUUUUACCUUUUCAGGGAAGACCUUGCACAUUCAGCUGGUUAAUGCCAACCUCAUUCAGCACAUACUGCAACAGCAUGACCAAGUGGCAGAAGAGUUGAGACUCAAAAGACAUGGUUAUUGAUUUUGUCUUUUGUGAGCCCUGCUGCAAAACUAAUUUCCCUUGACGAAACAAUGAAGAGAUUCUGAUUCUGAUUCCGACUUUGGGGGAUUUAAGGCUGACGACCAAAACAGACCCCCAACCUGUGGCUGAGUGAACCAUAACCCAUUCACACAGACUCACUCUUAAUCCCGCUCUCUCUUAACUUACCUCGUCUCUGGGUGGGUUUCUUUGAACCAGGUGAACUCGCAGUCUUGCAGGUUUCCAAACUCCACCUCCAGGUUGGGGCAGACAGGGAAUCCAGCCAGCAGAGACACCGGGAGCUCCGCGUUGGUGAAGGUCGGUGCGUUCCUCUGUACAGAGUAUUUCACCUCUCCCACCUGCAGCACGGCUCCGUCCUGCCACGCCUCCGAGUUCAGCACCGAGUCCGCCACCUCUCCGCCUUCAUAAAACAGCUUGACAACGGUGGGCUCCGCGGCUUCACUCGGCUGCUGACCCUUGUUCUUCUUCGACUUCUUCGCCUUUCCUUGACCCUUGACGAGGUUGUUAGAGAUCCGGACCAGGGCCUUCCCCACCGCCUCGUCCUGGUCCCGCAGCAUGUGCUUGUUGUUGCCAUCCAGACAGAAGGAGAUGGUGAGUUUGGGCUCCCCGGGGAGGCACCUCACCGCGGCGAGCUCCAUCCUCCUGCCCAAGGGGAGGCUGGAGACUCGGGUCACAGUCCGCGGGGAAGACGACAGCAGGCGGCGGGGGAGGCGAUGGAGAGCAGCGGAGAGAUGCUUCAACAUGAAGUCCCCGGCGGCAGGGAAACUACUGUGACGCCAAAUUACAAAGGUCACAUAAACAAACGGCCAACAGACGGCGGAGUGACGUCACCUCGUUACGGAAACGUUGAAAACUGCAAGUUAGCCUGGAUGCUAACCGGCGAAGCUAACCCGGAGAAUAAACCGGCAAAUGGAGUGUUAAAUUUGAGCUAAUUCAAGUAUGAUUCAAGGUAAAUUGCUUAAAAAUGUCAAGACAACAAUUUUACUUAGAUAACAUGUCCUGUGAUAAAAUAUGUUUCUAAAAAAUAGGCUCGUUUGCAGUCCUUACUCCACAACAAGUCAGCAGGGACGUCUUCUUCUUCCCUAUUACAAAAUUGUCGGUUAGACGCGACUACAUGCUCACUGCCACCCAGCGGACAGAAGCAACAUUGCAGCGGCCUUGUAUUUUUACACUGAGACCAAAAUUGUUCAACCUAACCAAGUUUUAACGCGUACAGUACAGGCCAAAAGUUUGGACACACCUUCUCAUUCAAUACAUUUUCUUUAUUCUCAUCACCAUUUAAAUUGUAGAUUCUCUGUGAAGGCAUCAAAACUAUGAAUGAACACAUGAGGAAUCAUGUGCUUAAGAAAAAAGUGUGAAGUAACUGAAAACACGUAUUAUAUUUUAGAUUCCUCAAAGUAGCCACCCUUUGCUUUUUUGAUAGCGCUGCAAACUUUUGCUGUUCUCUCAAUGGGCUUCAUGAGGUAGUCACCUGUUUUACCUCACAGGUGAGCCUUGUCAGGGUUACUUCGUGACUGACAGAGUCAGAAACUAAGUUUUUUUGUCAUCAAGAGCAAAGGGUGGCUAUUUUAAAGAAACUAGAAUAUAAAACAUGUUUUCAGUACAAAAUUCUACAAGUGUUCAUUCAUAGUUUUGAUGCCUUCAGUGAUAAUCUACAAUGUAAAUAGUCAUAUAAAAAACAUUAAAAAAAGAGAUUGAAUGAGAAGGUGUGUCCAAACUUUUGACCCGUACUGUACGGAGAAGCCUUACAACUUCACACUUCAUCGAACUCAGGAAGCAAAAAAACCCGGUUAAAUUUAGAUUUGUUUUUCAAAUGUGAUCUUUUUAAAUCUCGUAGUGCUAAGAUGACAACAAUAGUUUUCAUCUGAAAACAAGUUGAUUUCAGUUUCCUCUUAAGAGUCCAACUCAUUCUGUUCAAUAUGUUUCUGUGGAUAAAAAGACACCAACAAAAGGUGCGUUUAUUGAUGUUUUUAUUAAACUCUCAAAUACAGAAACUCACUGAUGAGCAAAUAAAAAAUGAUAGAAAUAUAUAUUUUUAAAAAUCUACUCCUGAGCUGAGUAAUUAUUACCACAACAGAAGCUGUCACCAUAUUUUUAUGUGUUUCAGUCUCUGAUCGUCUGCAGGGUGUCACUACAGCACAUUUUUGUCUGCAGUGUUUUCCACACAGCAGUGCUCCAGCUGUUCAGAGUUCGGAGGGUAGUAGACAUGGGCCUUGUGUUCGUCUUCGUGCUCGAUGUGUUUCAGGUGGAUGACCAUGUGCAGGGCGUAGGCCAGGACCAGCAGCAGGAUGAGGGACGUGAUGAGGCCCAUCAGGAUGGCGGGUGUCAGGAAGGUGGCGCAGUCACUCGUAGGAGAGAAUUUACCAGAGGUGAUGUUGAAUGCCUGAAUCUGAGGAGAGGACAUUUAAGAGGGCUUAGUUCAUGGUCCCACAUGAAUCCUCUUGGGAAUCAAAAAUGUGAGGGAACAGGAUAAUAGUCUCAGAAUGACAUUUGUUAGAUGUCUGCUCUUCCUGGUUUUCUUGAACAUCUAGAUUUGCAACAGGAAUUUACAGAUGUUUUUAUUUAAACAUUAGGUGCUUAACAAAGAAUUUUUAUAAACUGGAUGAAAAAAAUAACAGGUACCUGGAAGUUGGUGAAGGUGACACUCCAGCGGCGUGCAUGCUCAGUGCUUGGCAACAGCAGGGCGCUGUGGCGCUGCAGACUGCUGACAUGGAGGCAGUGAUAGGAGGAGGAGGCAGGAGCGUACAUCUCGGAGGCGUUGAAUACAGCCUCUUCAGAUUUGUUGUAGAGCAGAGACACGCCGUCCACCGAGAACCACCACUGACCCGAAGACUCGUAGAAAGUGUUGGACAGCUGCAGUCUGAUAUCAGACGAAGGAGAAGAGACAAUCAGUCCAGAUUCAAAUGGAAAAUAUUAAGUAUGAUCUGAAUAAAAAGUGCCAGAAUGACUAACUUGAUGGUCAGAUCUCUCAAAUCCUCCACAUCUCCAAACCUCAUGACCAGCCUGAUGAUGAAGGGAGACAAACACACUGACUUGAGAGACAAAAACUGAGACCUUCUGCUGCUCUGUUUCAUGAUCCACCCUCCUCUGACACUGGUGAUAGUCACUAUUUAUGUGGACUUUCUGCAUGUGUCUAACCGUACAAAUACAACCUCAGUUCUGUUAAAGGUGAGGCACUAGGUUCAUUGCAAAUCAGUUAAAGCCUGAAUUUAAUUGAAAACGUCUCAAAGACAGCACAUUUUCAUGAGACAGGUGAGCAGGUGGGUCAUGGGGAAAGACAGGUGUUCGUACGUGGCCUUAUCCAGGCUGCAGACAGACUUGCUAGUGUCGACAGGUUUUAGAGGAGAAAACGUCCUCUCUGUCAGGUCCAGCUGCUUCUGCUUCUCAAAGCGUAGAGACAGUUUUCUAGCCUGGAACAAGAGGCAUGGCUCCCCAUUGGACAACACCUGGUGGGCGGAGACAGUUGUGUUACUGGACGACAACAUGGAAUGGGACUACGAGAAUGAGAAGAGUUUGUGAGUCAGCACAGACUGUGUUUGAAAAUGAGCCAGUGGACAAAUGUGAGAGGGGGGAAUGUAAACCUCAAAACUGGUUUAAAGUGACUGUCUAUACACAAGAUUACUGUGAAAAUGUUUCUUCCUGUGACUCUUUACACAGUGAUAAUGGAUGGUUAAUUCUGCAGAGCGUCACCUUGAGGGGAGGGAAAGGAAGUGCAGCUCCUGGGGCCUGAAGUAACCUCCUCCGAGAAACAUCUGGAGUCUAAGGAGGAGGUGAGAGAGGAGGAGAAGAAGAAAAGAACUAACUUAUCUGACAAAGCACUACUUUGUUGAGACCUUAAAUCAUGACACUCAUCAGUUGAAAAAUCUUUUUAUUAAGAAGAUUUAUUCAAAUGCAAACACCAGCAACUAUACCUGGAUCUUAAAGAAAGUAAAUCUGUAGUUUAUUUUUAAAUUAAACACUUGUGUGUCUGUUUUUUCACCACUGUUGUCGCCCUCUAAGAAAACCUUUACAAGUCUACCUGCAGAAGUCUGGAGGGAUCCUCUCCUGGUGAAAAACUCUCCUCAGUCCACAGUCCGUCUUCACGGUGUGCCGCUCCUUCAUCUGCAAAGACAGACGACAGGAUGAAAUCUCGCAGGAAAUUAAAUAAAUCAUUAUAAGGAAGAGCCAGUGAGUGCUCCAUUUUUACAGUUCGUUGGAAAAAUGGUGGUUUGCAAAGACACAAAUGCAUCUGUUUUGUUUGUAAGGGUGUUUGAAUAGAUACAAAGAUAGAUAGAUAGAUAGAUAGAUAGAUAGAUAGAUAGAUAGAUAGAUAGAUAGAUACUUACUGUAAUGAGAAGAAACAGCAGCACUGUGAAGAGAAGAGGCAGAAGCAUCAAUGAAUCAGAAAUUUCAGGCGUUCGUUUUCUAUUUUACACUACUGAAUGCUACAACAGAGGCUUCAAAUCGAUGCAUUUAAAAAAACGAUAAAAUAGAUAUCAAACUGCCUUGAUAUUUUUGGACAAGUGAUUGUGAGAUGAUGGAUGCAAAAAAGCAAAAUCAGUGCAGCCAGAGUUACCUGCCCAAACUAGCUCACAAGCACCACUCUAUGAAGUAUUAUUCUUUUAUUAAACAGUCCCUCAUGUUAACCAGUGUCUGCUACAAAAGGUUAACAUGCUCCAUAAAGUUCACGUCCCCUUUAAACCAACUUAAAGCUCCAUGUUUACGGAAAGUUCAGGAAUCUGUAUUUAUAAAUGGAGCUGUCACAUUAUGAAAUCUGAAACAGAGGAGAGAGCGACCAGGAGAUGGAUGUGAUAUUUCUGCUACCCAGAAAGCAUCUGUGUAGUCCAGUGACCCAUGUGACCCUGUGGAUUAGUGUUUAAGGUAACAGACAGAAUGAUCAAUCUGCAGCAGAGAUGUACUAUUGCAGCGAUGACCCACUCUAACCCAGAUUACAGGAAGUAAGACUUAAAAUAAUGGACCAAGAUUCAACAGGAGAAUCAGCUUAACACAAUACAGCAGCUCUGAUUGAUUCUGCAAAACACUCUGGUGGGUUUACGGUUUAUUUUUUCAUGUUUUUGUGAAACAGGAUUUCACUAGUGUUUGUCCUUUAAUGCCUCCAAAGGGAAAAUGUUUGAUAAAGUGAGGUUUUAAAGUAAGAGGUUUGGUAUUGUGUAGGUUGGCAUUUUGUUGACCUGCUCUCCUGGGGUCUCUGCUGAAGACCACCUCCUCUUUACUCCUACACGGGUCACAAUGCACACUGCAUUUGCUAUUUAGAUUCAAACAGCGUUGCAGUUUUCAGCUCAUGCUUAACCAGGACUGUAUGUCGGUGUGGUUCGAUCACUUUUUUGAUCAACAGUCCUGGAAACAGGUUAAAUUAACCUAAAGACAUUUUUGAUUAAAGCUCCUGUGAGGAACUUUUGGUUCAUGUCUAUUUUGGCGCCUCCUGUGGACAAGGCAGUCAUUGCUUUUCCUAAACUCUAUACUCUUCAGUUCAUCCAGCGAAUGUUUGGGGGUUUAAUUUAUUAACUAUCGUGAACAUGUUAUAUGAAAAAUGUAAAAACAUGUCUGUUUGUCCAACUUCUCACAGGAGCUUUAAAAUGUUGAAAUUAGUUUAAAUAUCAUGUUUAUGAACAGUAAAAGUUGUUCAUGGUAUCUGUUUACCUUCAAACUAGAAAAAGAUGCAAGAUUUACUAAAACCAUACUGGUGAGUGGAUAUCACCAUCUGCCCUUAUAGGACUCACCACCUAAGAUUAUGUCAAAUUAUCCUCACCCUCUUGUUUUAAAGGUGAUGAUAAAAAAUGUCUUGGAAAGGUUAUUUUUUUUCAAGCAUAGAAAAUACCAGUAUGCAUUAACUAUUCCUGAAAGUUCAUUAUAAUGAAAUUGCAUUAAUUUGGCUAAUUACAUUAAAUAUCAAAUUACAGUUAAUUUUAGGAAGUCUUAAACUGCUGUCAAACAAUAAUCAAUAAAUGUGAGUAUUUGUUGUGAAUAAAGUUUUUAAAUGCUUUUUCUUCAUUUUGCUGACACCACCCCCUCAACACAAUUAAAGGCUUGAAAAAUACCAAAAUGGAAGUUUUCUAUCUGUUUGCCAAUGGCCUUAUUUUCUUUGAUAGUUCAUAAAGAAGCCUCUGUGUUAAUUUCAGUCCAUUUUAUAACCAUCUAAAAUCUCCUCACAGGAGCUUUAACAGAAUAUGGUAAAACAAUCAUGGAAAUUUCUGACUACAUGAAGAUUUGACCAAAUUAAACUAGAAAUAGCUGCUCUGUCCACUCCUCACUGUCAGAUAGGAGCGUGCAGCUUUGUACCUAAUAAUCUGUACAUCUAAUCUAAAUGAACCCAGCGCUGCUUCAUCCACCCGCAGACUCUCUGGGUGUAAAUCCUCUCAGUAGAUGAAGAUUAAAACGUGUUUCACAUAUUUAUCAGCAUAUAACAUAUUUUCAACCUUCUCUGUUUACAGCAUGACGCCUAUAGCCGUCAAAUCCUCCCCAACCCUCUCUCUCUCUUUCUCUGUGACGCUCUGCAGCCAAAAUGGUUUAGCCUUAUUGAGUCAGAAGGAUUGCAUUGAUUACAUAAUGAUGCAAUCGCACACACACGCACACACAUAUGCAUGCAUACACACACGCACACAAAGUUAGGGUCAUGAAGGAAGGGUGGCUCUCAGCCAAAAGAAGAUUUUACAGUUUCUCUCUCUUUUUUUUUUUUUUACAAUCAUCAGCUGCACACUGUAAAAAAUAGCACAUGAUAAAAAGCUGAAUUAUCCACUCCCUAAAAACUCAGAGUAAGAGCCACAUCAUUACCAUCUGAUUUUGUAUAUAUUUAUUAAUUUAAUUUGUUUUCAUCCUGUUCAAUGGAUGAUAAAAAUCAAACGACUCUGCAAAAAGCUUAAUUACGUUGAAGGAUUUACUUAAUGCUCUUAUUUCAUGUCUGAUGCCAAUGUUUGUAAAAUUCUGAUGCUCUGUUUAAGAAGAUCAGACCCGCCUCGUCUUUGUCCUCUCUUAACUCUCUGAUACAAACACACUGUUAGUGUGCACGCUUAUUUCACUGGUGUUGAUUUAGAGAUGUAAAAAAAUCCUUUUUGUGUAUCUUGGAUUCAGGAGGAACAUGUCACAAACACAGGUAACAUCUUAAACAGGAGGUGCAGCAGAUGCAUAAAGAAACUGUAGACACUCUGGCUGAUAUGCACUCUCAUUAUCUGUUUAGCACUUUUGAUGAUAAUGCCACAAUGCGGAACAUUCUUACUGCAAACUGCAUAUCCAAAUCUAAGACUAGCCUUAGGGUUGUAAAGAGCGGAACCUUGCAUGGUAAAAAUAAGAGAUAUGUUCAGUUUUACCAGAGGGAAAAAGCCUUAAAGUCAAAAAUACAAGAAGUGCUGUUGUUAAUUUUUACUAUCAUAUCUCUGCAUAAAAACACACCACAAUGCAGUAAAUAUCCCAGGAUGAAAACAUCAUAAUGCAUUUUUUCCAUUAUCCUGCAGGAUCCCAAUUUUAGAUGCUAUGUUGUGUUUUGCAGCUUUUCAGUAUAAUUAAACUCUGGUUGUAUUUAUCCGCUAGGUAAAAAUUAUGGGGAAAUAAAUACAGCUACAGGACAUACAUGGUUGUGAUAUCAUUACUUUGAGGCAACUAUAAGCAUAAAGACAUGAUAUUCAGUGUAACUUUUGAUAAGUAAAAAAUAAGGAGCUGCUCAGGGCACAAAUAUAGUUGUAUCCCUUUUCUUUGCACCUCUUGGCAAAUGAAAUUCUGUAUUUAGGAAAAGACCUUGAAAUAAAAGCUACAUUUAGAUUUUCCAUAUUUUAAUUUCUGAAAACAUCUGAAUAGAUGUCGGCUGUGCAGCACCACAACUGAAGAUACUGGGGUUUAUGUCUAUUUGAAUCUGCCUCCUGUUUACCCUCCCUUUAGCUCUUGUUUAAUUACACACCUAAGGAAACCACAAGAACAUUUCAGCCUCUUUAUGGCCUCAUUUACAAUAUGGUUCAGCCAUAGUACUCUUAGCAGCAAAGGAGCUUCUAGAAAUGUAUUGCACCAAAGCAUCUGCAGCCAAUUUGACGGAAAUGUUUCUCAGGAGAUGGUGGAGACCAAAGUGGAGUUAAAAAAGGGGGAAAAGAUAACACUGCUUAUACAUAUUUUUUAAAAAACAUAAUUAGUUGAUUAAAUGCCAGGUUUUUGGUCUACAGCUUGUUCUUUUGCCUCUGCAUACAUAUCACUUAAUGCAGCUGUACAAGAGCAAACACAAUCAGCAAAAGUACCCUCAGGGACUCUUUGACAACAGAGCAGUGACACAUCACUAAUCUCAGAGCUGAACGUGUCAGGAGUCAAAGAUUAGAGAGUUGCCAGAGGUCAAAAACAACCACAACAAGCAGUUAAGUCAGACAGGAACCAUUUCUGCCUUUUUUUUUGUUUCUUCACCCACCUGAGAGCAGGUUGCUGGUCGAUGCAGGCUGACGGCUGCAGAUGUAGGAGAAGGAAGGAAAGGAGGAGGAGGAUGCAGCGCUGUUUCCAUGGUGAAGCCAUCGCUCUGGUGACUAGAGUGAGAUGCCAGCAGACCAUCUCCCCCUCUCCCCCCAGUAAUCUACUUUAAUCAGCCCACUGUCUUUAAGCCCCCAUAACUGACAGGGGGCUGAGCCAAACAGGACACAGAAGAGACAAACAGAACCCAGAAAGCCCCGCCCCUUUCUGUUUGGGUAUUUGCUGGUCCCACAUUUUCUAAUUUAAAAGCAGCUCAGUCAAAACAAAAUAAAUUUCAUUAGAUUAAAGGUCAGCUUAAUGACAGAGUAGCGCUCGGCAUGUUGCAAAUUCUCACCAACAUAUAUUAGAAACCACAGAAUAGUAAAACAGUCUAUAUCUAUAUUUGACAUAAAGGUGGUUCAUUUAGAAACCCCCAGACUAGAAACAAAUGAUACAAGUGGCUUCAUGUAUACUAUAUUUAUAUAUAUAUAUUCUUCUACUAUUAUAGAGUUAUGCAGCUUGUUUUAUAGAGGAGAACCAAUAAAUUUAAGCAAGGUGAAGAGAUGAGGUUGGGACUCUCACAAGCUGAUAUGAUAAAAUGCCAUACAGUAUAUUUAAUGAAUUUCCCCCUGGGAUAAAUUAAGUAUUCUGAUACUAUGAUAUGAUACAAGAACUAUUAAACCAUGUGCAAAGAUAUGAUAGAAUAUGUUAGGGCCCAAAAUAAUUUCUGAAAACCACUGUCUGUGAACCCAAUUUACAAAUAAAAAAAGGUUUUCAGCAAGCUUGUCAUCACUACACAGUUUUAAACCCAGCAUCAUCUCCCAUGUACCUGUAAGUGCCCAUAACAUUGAUGGUUUAUACCUCUGUGAAGGCUCCAUUAAGGCCGAACAAUAUCUACAGGUUUAGGAGCAACAUCUGCUGCCAUCCAGACAAUGACUUUUUUCAGGGAAGACCGUCAUAUUUUAGCAAGACAAUGACAAAAAACACACUCUGACAGCAGCGAUUACAACAGCAUGUCUCUGUAGUAGAAGAGCCCUGCAGAGAAACUGAUGCACCUAAAAUCCUUUAUCAGGCAGGUAAACAUUCAAGUGUUGUUGAACGACAACACAAUGUGGCAAGCUCUAAUCAAAUUUAUUGUUAGUUUUUUUUAAAUAAAUUAUUACAGGAAAUUUUUCAGUUUCAACAUUUGAUAUGUAGUCUUUGCACUGUUUUUAAUUCAGUGUAAGGGUUGAAUGAUUUGAAAAUGAUUUUAUUAACAUUUACUCAGCGACCAAACAGGAUUGUGGAAACAGCUGUGCGUCAUUGUUAAUGUUGCUGUUGUGAAUGUUUUGUUUUUUUCCUCUUUAUUCACUCAAAAGUAGAACUAAAAUCUUUUUUUAAAUUGAGCAGCAAAAGCAUUACCGAUCUAGAGAGAAGAGUGAGUGUAAGAAAAGUUUCCAGAGUCAGACUUCGGAGUGAUCAUUUCAGUCAGGCAUUUCUUAGCCACACUCACCCGGGGUCCUCAGAGGAGUCAUUUCCGCGGUGCAGCCUGGGUUCUCCCUUUCCAUCCCAGGCUCGCUUCAGCAAUCAUGGGUACGGCCUGAUUUCACUUUAAAUUCACUCUUAUCUUAUUUACUGCAGCGUUUUUUGAUAACGAUACGUUGUAUAAACUUCUUAUAAACAAUUUCGAUGCCUUUAUGUUAGAAAGACUGCACAUUUGAUGAAAGUAUUGUCUCUUUUUGUGGUUGUCUUCUCCCGCAACGUGGAGCGGCCAUAACAUGUCAGCGGUGUGUUAGCUCCGUUAGCUAACUCAGUUAGCUUAGCUCAACACACAUUAACGUUCACUUUGCACUGUUAUUGGUGUACAUACUUAAAAAGCUGCUUACUUAAAAAAUUCACUGGAUGAGCUGGAACAUGCAGAGAUUGUUAAAGCGUUUCUAUGAAAGUGGUGAAAUAGGAGAGGUGGCCUGAUACUCAGCGGGUUCAAACCAUUAAUUAAUAUAUAUAAACAAUUAAUUGAUUUAAACUGAGAUGAAAUUAAACAAUGAAAAUGUUUAUAGUCACGGAUGUUUUUUUUUUCAUGAUAAACCGGCUUUAGUAUGUUUUUGAUUCAUGAAGCUGUAUGAAUAAUUUCGGCAGAUGUUGUAAAAUUACUGGAUUUAGUUUUUAAAGUUCAUGAAAAGUUCUAUGUCGAAAGUACCCUCAUGUAAAUAGUUCCUGUUCACACCAUGAAACCCAGUUAGUUUCAGAUUCACAUGUUUGGGUAAACUAAGUUUUCCUCAUAGUUAGAGCUGUUUUUCUAAACUGAGCUGUUUUCUAACAUCUCCUCCUGUCCAAUAACUUUGACUGUUUACUGGAUUUAUAGUGUUGAACUCAAAUGAAGUGUUUGACUGAAACAAAGUGAAGUGUGGAGAAACUAAAAAUUGUGGAUAUUAAAAGGCUGCCUACUCCUUUUUCUUUUUCUCAGUUUGAAAGUAACUGAUAGGCAAAAUGUAAAAUAGAUUUCUGAUUGUGGUUUAAUGCUUUAUUUUUGCUAAAUAUUUUUCUUGCUCUGAUUACUUUGUUUAUUCUUGGUAAACUGUGUUGAUAAAAGGCAAAAAAAAUGCAGUAUAGCUAACCUUAUCCCCAGCUUUAAAAUUGACUAAAUAACCACAGUCAUUGAAAGCUGCUUCUUUCACCUCCAGAGCUAAGUAAAAACAAAACCCUGUUUCUCCAAAAGGAGAUUCAUAAUCCGUUUCUAGUUCUCCUAUUAGACUCUAGAAAACUGGACUUCUGUAAUGCCCUCUCUCUGGGCAUCAGCCGGUCAUCUCUACCCCAUUAACAGAAGGUCCAAAACACCAAAGCAAGGCUGUUAACAGGAACCGGAACGAGAGAGCAUCUCUGACCUUCUCCAGCUUGAAAUCAGGGUUGAUUCAAAGGCUCUUUUGUUUUUAAGACCUAAAAAAAAACCCUCUCCAAACCCUGUUCGCUGUCAUAUAAUAUGGACGGCUGUUACUGGCUGUUUGGCGUUUGCUGUAGCUGCCCCAUAGCCCUCUUCCUCUGUGGUGAUUUAGUCCAGACUGAAAACACACCUGUAUUCUUGGGUUUUUCAUCGUCCUUAAGUUUCUUGCUUCGAGCUAUUUGUCUCUUUUUGUUGUUGUUUUUAACAUGUUUUGCAGAUUUCUUUAAAUUUAUACUACUUCAUUGUACUUUGCACCGUAUCUUACUGGAUUUGUUGUCGGUGUCCGUCUUCCAGGAAAGUGUCGUGGCCUGCGCACAGCCAGGAAGCUCCGUAACCACCGCCGUGAGCAGAAAUGGCACGAUAAACAGUACAAGAAGGCUCAUCUGGGCACUGCCCUGAAGGCUAACCCCUUCGGAGGAGCCUCCCACGCCAAAGGAAUCGUUCUUGAGAAAGUGUGAGUACCACAAGACCUGCAUAAGUACAAAAAAGUGACAAGUUACCGGUGAUCACUCACAAUUCAAGCUACAGACAGGCAGAAAGGUAGACAGCUUUUCUUUCUGGGCUCUUGAUCGUACAACUCCAUGUAUGUGAACCAAAGUAACUGGGUCGGUUGAUUAAAAUCUUCAGAUGGUUUGUUCUGUUGGGUUAACAAAAAACAGAGUCAAAAAAUAGAAAUGAGAGAUCUGAAAUUGUCACACCCCUGCAAAUAAUCUGAGAAGUAUGCAGUCAUUGUUGAAGACAGGUCUGAAUGUCGAGUUAAAUUCGGCUCACUGAUCGACUGCUGGCUUUGUGAACUGUUAAGAAAAAAGAACAGCAGUGAAGGGAAAGUGUUCUUACUCAGUGGUGAGGUGAAAUCAGGGCUCAGAUUUCAGAAACUUGUUCUGAUGAAGUGUGUUUUUGUUUGUCUCCUCUGCAGUGGUGUUGAGGCUAAGCAGCCCAACUCUGCCAUCAGGAAGUGUGUGAGAGUUCAGCUCAUCAAGAACGGCAAAAAGAUCACCGCCUUCGUCCCCAACGACGGUUGCCUCAACUACAUCGAGGUAAGCAACUGAGCAGCCUGACGAUCAUACGUGCGCCGUGGGAGAAGUUUGGUUUGUGCGACUGAAAAGUUGUUUGUGUUUUCAGCAAAGACAGUUUUUACUCUCUGAUUUGGAUGUUGCAGCGUGGCGUCGUUCACUUUGAGUUCAGAUCCUAAAAUCCCUCGAGGCCUACAGAAAAUUUGGAUCUUAAGUUGAGGUUUUCAAAAAUCUGUACGUUAUUUCAUAGAUGUUGAUGACUGAAGCUGUCUUUUAUUAUUACCUGGUAGUGUUGGGCGGUGUGACGGUAUAAGAGUAUCUACUGAUAGAAAUUUUGCCAUGCCGUUAGUACAGCAGAGAGAGAGCUGAUGUCUGCUGCAUCUCUCUGAGUCAGUGUGUAGUUGUGUAGAUGUCAUGCGGAGUUUGUUUGCUCUCUUGGAUUGGUCGGGUUUGGGUGCACUCCUAUAAUUACCAGCAUGUCCAGCAGACUGCUUGGUAUAGUUUCCACAAAGAAGAAACAGCUUCACUGGUGGUGGUCAUGGCAGACAUGGAGAUUAGUGGCAGUACCGAGCAAACAGAGGCAGCACUACACACCCAAGAGGAGGAGGAGGAGGAACUCGUUUCGGAAAAGGGCGCAAGUCACGACAGCGGUUGUCUGGAGAUUCUUCGGAUUUAGAAAAUCUGACAAUGAUCAAAAAACAAAACUAUACAAAGAGUGUCGCGUGACUGUUGUUGCCGGACGUGGAAACACCAGCAACCUCUUCCACCAUCUGAAGAUGAAACACGCUGAGCUCUAAUAUGUGAGCCAAAAGAUGCGUGGCGCACCUGAUGCACCGAAAUCUAAAGCUGCAGCAGCUCCUCGUAUAAAAGAGCUUGGCGGAGUCUUUCGCCAAAGGUGCACCAUAUGAUAAAAAAAAUGCCUGACUGGUCUGAUAUUUUGUUUGUAUUUGUCAAAUCGGAGUUUAAAAUAAAAGGAAAAUGAACAAAUGCGACAGUGGUUAUUUUUAAGUCAUUAAUUGAAUUUACAGAGGGAAAAAACACACCGUGAUAUAUACUGUUACUGUGAUAUAUACCGUUACCGCAUAUGCUCCGUGCUGGAUGAGGAAGGAGGCCAAAUGAACUGCCGGCACUUUCUCCUGACCCUCUUUUGAUGUUUCCUCUCGUCCUGCAGGAAAACGAUGAAGUCCUGGUGGCAGGAUUCGGACGUAAAGGUCACGCCGUGGGUGACAUUCCUGGAGUCCGUUUCAAGGUGGUCAAGGUCGCCAACGUCUCCCUGCUGGCACUCUACAAAGGCAAGAAGGAGAGACCCAGGUCAUAAACGGAUGAUGCAGAGAAUCAAAUAAACAUGUUUUCAAUUACACUUUGAUGGUUUGGUCCGUUUUGUUCUCUACACUGUUUUUGGAUUCAAACAAAAUCUGCCAACUGCUG